CACUCGUCGUCAUCAGUCGGUCUGUCGUGUUUGUUGACGUUCGGCCUGUCCGCCGCCGCCGCCUCCGCCGACAAUAAUAAUAAACAACGUUGUUUUUCGUUUUUCAAUUUGUUUUAUUAUUAUUUUUCCCUUGUCAAACGUAUUGUUUUUGUCGCUCCGCCGCCGCCGCAGGCCCGUGUUUACGCCGACGUCCGUGCCCGUUGGAAGAUACCGGCCGCCAACGAUGUGAACAACGUCCAUGUACCUUAUAUAUUAUCAACACCUAUUAUUAUAGACGUCGCAUAGGGCACGAACGUGAGUAGAAUCUGUUUGGAAAAAUCAUAAUAUUGUGUACCGAUUUCGUUAAACCUCUAAACGUGGUGUAAACGAAAGAGCGUUUUCAGACGCCUGUAUAAUAUAUAAUAUCUAAUGCAGGUACGUUCGACAUUAUCACGGUGCCGUGUAAUCGUAGGGAGUUUGUGUUUUUUGUUUUUUUUUUGCCCAUUACUUCGUCGGCGUUUUCGGUUUCCGUUCGAUUACCGGCCGACCGGACGAAUCCGUCGCCGCGUACACAGUAAUGCAUCUCUCGGUCGGUUGAGUUCACGCCGUAUACCCGCAAUACCUACCCGGAUAGAGGUGCGCGGCAUAAAUCGUUCGUCACACGCCUCUGGUUACACGUUUCGAGGUUCGGGUAUCGGGCCGAGCGACACUGACAGACAGUAAAAUUAGUAACAUCAUUGUUAUUGUUGUUGUGCCUAACCUAACCGACCGCCGUAAUAAUAAUACCCGCGACACCUGUUCACCCGGUAGAUCGAAAACGCGUAAUAAAAAUGCGAGAUCAACCGCCGUGGCGUGCAGAUGUCGUGCGGGGUACGUUUGGAACAAUAAUAAAUACGGAUGUGCCGGACGCCCGUCUGCGGCCGGAUCGUCGCGGGUAAACGUCGUGGGGUAGGCACCUGUAAUAAUAACGCGGAGCGCCCGAGUUUUAUUAUCAUCACGCGAUAAGACGGCGGCUGACACCUGUGGUACUGAGGGCUGUUCGAAUAACCCGGCUUGCAAUACGGUCCGCGGCGAGUACGAGACGCUCCAUGCGAUGAACGGUUCUUUCCGCGAGACCGCGGCGAUCGGCGCAAGUAUUAUUAUGUGACGUAACGGUGUGCCUGUCUAGCGGAAGAGGUUCCGAAAUAGAUUGUUACGAGAAAUUUUUUAACUUUUCCCUCGCGAAAUUCGCAUCUAUUAAAAUCUUUCUCGCGCCGUGCAAAUAAUUCCGUUUAAUUGGGAACAUAACAGUAUUUCUCGCGUUUUCAUUAAACCGUUUACGUUCGACAAACGAAAUCGGUAUUCCGAUUAAACCUAUAGUAUUGUCGAAUCCAAAAAAAAAAAAAAAAAAAUGCAGCACGUCCAACGGAUUCGUUAUCAUUUUUUCCCGGGCUUACGUAUAAUAAUCCCACUGUCUCAUUGUCUAGGAUUAUUUUUUCGUGUGCGAGUAGGUCGAGACGUGCGGUGGUCGCUUUCGGUUGUUGUUUUUCUUUGUUUUUACAAUAAUAAUUUGUUUUCCUCUUUCGGCCGUUCCGAGUGUUCGACCUGUUGGUAUUGGAAUUCAAUACCGUGUUAUAGGCUAGUUUAAAUAUUUUAAAUGGCGUCCACGGUGUGCAAUUAUAUUUAUUAUAUCACGACCGUAUAUUGCUGUAGAGUGUGAGUGUAACGAGAAACGUAUUUGUGUGAAAUUAGUUUUAGAUUCUGAGCGAAGCGGAGAAUGUGUUGGUUUUACUAUGAUGUAUGUAUAUUUUUUCGUGUCUGUGAACAUGUUUUAUGAUAUAUGAUUAUGUACCCACCAACAAAUUCAUUUAUAUAUUCCUCCUCAAGAAAAUCGUGAAAAAUAAAUAGCUCGAAUGUUUUGAAAAUUUUAUCACGUCUAGAACAAACCAAUAUAAGUAUUAUUUCUAAAUUUCAAGUCUACGAAUAUUUUUAACCGAAUUAGAACAAGAAAACACCUAAAAAUUAAAUGGCUAUGAAAAGUUUAAAAAAUAGCUUAAAUGUUUUUGAAAUGAUAUCGUAAGAAACUAGAUCCAAAAUUCAACAAAAAAGAUCUCGCGUUAUUUUUCUGUUAGAGUAAUAUUUUUCGUAGAAAACCUCAUCCAUGUUUAUUUAAAAUAAUGAAAUCGUAAAAUCGUACGUUUUUUUCCCGAUAAUGUGUGUUUUUAUUUCGAAUACUGCGUUGAAAAUCAAAUAAUUACCUCUGACAGUACCAAAUAUGUAAAAUUUACUUUCAGAAAAGGUGCUACUCUAAUAAAUCUGAGCAAGGAGAAUCAAGGAGAAAAGUGGUUUACGGUAUGCAAAAAUUCCAUUGUAAAAAUGGAGAAAACAUGUUUUUAAUAAGCUUUUUGAAAUCAAAUAUUAAACGAAAAUCACAAAAUAAAUUACGGCCAUUCAAUACAUGUGUAACCGAAAUUUUUUCCGAAUCGUUUUUCGUCAGAAAUGUUUUAUCGUUGCUUACAGAUCUAAAUAAAAUAACCUUAUGUACCCUACCUUCCAAACUUCUCACCUACAACAGUGGUUGCACCCGUCCCCAGUAUCAGCUGCUUUUGUGUUGUGAACAACUUUUUUGCCAGAAAUCUCGCUCCAAUCAAAACCUUCACUGGAACUUUCUUGUAGCAUUGUUGAUCUAGUCGGUGCAUUGUGAUGGUAAUUCCUUGAUUUUUCUUAAUAACCGGAGUAAACUGUCGACGUUUUCAGAUUUCUGGGUUUCCUUGACAUCAAGCGAUUCCUCUGCUCAGAAUCGUUUUUCGUUAACAAUGGUUAAUUUUUGCGUACUGUUUAAAUGAUUCCUUAUAUUCUCCCUUCCAACUUCCCUCCUAUAACAGUGGUACGCUCAUACGUGUUAUUAGCCUUUUUUUAAAAAAAAAUAUAUCUCAAUAGGUAGGUACGUAAUACCUAUUAUAAUAUUACCUGUUAUUAUUAUUUCGAGCAGCAGGUGUAUUUGUAUGAUUUUUUUUCUUAGUCUCGUGUAUUCAUCAAUGUAAUAAAUAAAUAAACGGUAGGGUUGUUAAUAUAGCUCCUUGUUUGUAGAAACUGCUCUAUUGUAUAACGUGUUUAACGAGUCCGGUGAUUUAUUCGAAUUGUUGUUGGAGUUUGUCGGCCAUUAGUUUCGGUACAGGUAAAACGGUUUAAUCACGUUCGAUUGAAAUCGAACGACCGCAUACUAAAUAUUAUUAUUGUUCUAUGAUAGUCGAAGAUCGCGUUUAAAUUAUUAAUAUACCUGUCCACGUAUCCUUGUAUAAAAUAUUUCAGCACGAAGUUUCUUUUUAUUAUUUCGUCAAUGAGGACAUGUAUAGGUAAUAUAUUAGUCCAUUGUACCUAACCUAUAUGUUUAAAAACGUCCGGUGAAUUUUUUGAGAAUCUUCAGUGUGAGUGGUUUUUUAACGAUUCGAACCGUCUGGAUGUACAGUCUACGACACAUUUCAGUAAACAUCGACAAAUCGAUGUCAUACUCUAGUAUUAGGAUCUAGAGAAUUCGGUUGUCUUCAAUGUUAUAUAAAACUCUUAAAAUCACCUUAUGUUGGUAAUACUUAGGUACGUUUUCAACGUUUUACGUGAAUCCAAGGGGAGAUGAAACGAGCGAUCGCCUCCCUCCCGUUUAUGGUCCAAUAUACUUUUAGCUCAUCGUAAUUAUAGUUAUUUUCAAAAUCACUCCCCUCCUCGUUAUCCGCUUUUGAUAAGCGACCAAUAUAGGUUUUCGUUUUUUCAAAACUCCAGUUAACAUUUUUCUAAUAUAAACGCAACCCCUUGACUAUAUAGUGUGUGCACUAUUCUCUAUAGAUUGAUAAUUGUUUCCAAUUUUUGUAAAAUUUGAAAAAUUUGAAUAUAAUUUUAAUGGCUACAUUAUUAGUGUUAAGAUUUUUCCACCAAUCUACUGUCUGAUACCUAUUAAAGGAUACGGUGUACGACUCUUUUCAUGGACGAAUAUGAUCUUUUAAACAUAAAAAACCCUCGAAAUAGUCAAACUGUAGGAAAUUGUUUUCCAGUUUGAAAACGAAUUUCAUGAUUAUUUACCUGGAUACGUUGGAAUUAUUUUUUCUAAAUUUCAGUUAUCUUCAUCAUAAGUGAUGAUCAUAAGUUUAUCAUUCAUGCUAAAUACUGUGCAUUUUUAAAAAUUGUUCAAGAACAAUCGAUUUUUGUAUGAUUUCCGGUAAAAGAAUAAUUGCAUUUCUAUUUCCAACAUAUUCCCUAGUUAGGAAACUCAACGAGAACCAUAAUUUGUUUAAUAGCUUUAUUUAUAUAUUUUUUGUUUUGUUCGCUGUAGGCGACUUUUUAUAUUUAAUGGUUACAUCCUUGACGGGUAUGCGUUUAUAGUAUAUAGGUAACCGAGUAUAUUGUGAUAAAAAAAAAUAGAAAAAAAAUAAAAAUCGGUUACAGUUUCGUCAACAACAUGGUCAUUGUGGCAUUGUAUUGCAGUAUUUAGUUGUGCGCCACUAGGUAUAUAUAAUAAUAAAACGCCACAAAAUAAUAUAUAGGCGCGAGGACUACUGGUUGUUCCGAAGAACCGUAUAAAUACUAUUCGGGCCGUCCUUCAUCGGUUACCUGUAUACACGAGUAAUUUUUUUUUUUGCGAUCGAGUGAUUCUCUAUCGACAAAUUUAUCGCAUUGUCUAUCACGAGGAGGCGGUAUCCGGAAUACAUAUCGACAACGACCAGGGUAGGGUUUUAGCGUGUAUACAGGGCAAUUAAUUUAUCGCGAGCCGACAACGGUUGUCGUCUACGGAAAUUUCGAGUAAAUUCUAAUUUGGUGACUACAUUGAUAUUUAAUUGACAUUAUACACUAAGAACCGUUUAAAAUAUUUUGACCUUGUUUACAAAACGGGGCGAAGAUGAUAAUGUCAUCCGUGUAGAACACGCGACGAUCGCGAACCGGUGCGGUUUGAAAGAAAGCGAAAAAAAACAACAAAAUAUGAUGACGUUACACGAUCAAAACCGGGGUCGGCAUUAGCCAUGACCCGUUUUACCCUGUCGGACCGAGAAGUGAGAGAGAGACGCACACGCGCAGCGCAUUUGAAUAAAACGCGCGAGGAUAAAAAUUAGUCCGCGGCGAGAGAGUCGGCGCACGGUAGCGGGCAACGGGCCCGGCCCGGCCGGAUUCCUUGCGAUACGACACGCGUAAUAAAUGGGUAUGCCCGUGUUGUUCACGUAAUUAUACUUACUUUUCCGUACGUACACUUACUACAAAUAUGGUACCGAUAUUUCAAUCUUCGAGCCGAACGACCGUGGAUUCUCCGUCUUUGUCUGACGCGACGCAUAUUGAGGAAUUCGACCCGAUACACCGAUCGCGGUCCGUGUAGCGAAGCGGUGUAAAUUUCGAAAACGGAUUUUCGAACAAUGUCGCCCGUCGAUAGAUACGCCGCAUAGACUUGAUUUCGCUAAAAUUCAGUGAGUGCGAAACUGACGUUCACGUGCCUAAGUAAUAAGGUAACUAAAAAAUCAAAAAAAAAAAAAAUCCAAAAGAAGUGUAUUUAAUAAUAAACAUUAAUAUAUAAGUAAGUUAAACGGCUUACGAAAACUAUAUAAUAUGAUCAUUAGGGAACGGAUUCAUUUGCACUUAAAAUCCAUAAAAAGCGUUUAAAAACGUCAAAAAAGCCUAAAGAAUCGCUUAAAAAUAUUUAAAAGAGCAAUACAGAUAGAUGGGUUUAAAAGUUCCCUAAAGUAGAAAAUAUUAACAGACUGCACACGAAAUAAAAUACUACCCGUCGAGGUUUUGCAUAACAAAUCAGGGAUUAUUUUCGAUUAUGGGUAGUACAAAAUGAUAAUAUUGCACCCCAUACAACUUCAAAGGGGUGCGAGUGCACCCCUUGUACCCCCCGAGAUUAAGCCCGUGAAUAUGCGGGUCAUAUCUCCAUAGAUAAUAAAGAUAUGGAUAUGUUAUCCAUGCCUAUCAGUGUUUCAAGAGGGACCGUUACAGUUACAUAUUACUGCAGUUUCAUAAAGUGAGGCGUUUUAUUUAUACGUAAUAUAGUGAUGAAUGGUAAAUUUCUUCAGUUUACCGCCCCCCCGGGAACAUCUCACUUAAAAUUAUUGUUAUAGGAGUGGCCUAUCCAUUUUUUUAUUACCUAUGCCUAUCUCUACCUUCGGUAACUCCGCAUUUUCGAUUUUCCGAAGUCCAUCGUUUCCUGCGGCUGUGUGAUCGAAAUAACAACUCGAAAACUGGGAAAAAAUUAUCUGUAAAUUCGUGUACGAGCCCUCUCCUUCCAUAAUAGGGACAUUUUAAUUUUAAAAUUCGACUUCCCUUCUGUGUCUCGAAAUGUGUGUAUUAUUUCUACGUUAUGUUCAAAACCGGUGUGUAAUGUAUUGUCUGCGUCAAUUUGAUUUUAAUUUUUUAUGAUUCUUUUCGGCUUGACAUAUUCCGGAACCGAUCGUAAAAGCGGUUGAAAACAGUGGCGAUUAUAAUUUAUCUACGGUGUAGUAGAAGGGGAGGGCUGAAUGAAAUUAGUGAAAUUUAAUUAAUUAUCUCGUCUUCCUACUAGAAAAAAAAAAAUAUAUUAUCAUUAUGAUUACAUUGUUUCGUGUUUGUUAUGACGGGAUGUUGUUAAACGUACCUAGCAUUCAUUACCUAACCGUUCAUGCCGAUUGCGACGGUGUAAUCCGUCCGACCGCGAAAUAAAGUUAAAAACAUUAUUUGUUUCUCGCCGUCCGUACGUUCGUCGGUGCCAUUACAAACCUCAAACAAAAAUAUAUGCACGUUUCAAUCAACGCGUUUACUUUCCCCUUAUUUCGCUUGGGUAGAACGUAGAACUGUAAAAAGCCACGGCCCGAGAAGAGGGGGUAGGUGUGCGAUGAGUGACAUAAUCACGAGGGAAGGGAUCAGAGCGCAUGAUCUCCGAACAAAUUUGAAUUCAAUGUUCACUGUUGUCGCAAUUUUUAUUUUCGAUUUGCCUAAAUCAUUAUCAUUAUUGUAGAGUCGCACUGCAGACAGACCGCAGACGACAAUAUUGUUUUAUCGAGCACCGAGACGGACUCGUCGUUCGCCUGAAUGCGUUUUACGAGUGUAUAAUAUGACGUGUGUACGAUAUGAUAUUAUUAUAAUCGUAAAAUAUUACCGUCACGUCGUCGUCGUUGUCGGGACGAAAGUGUAUAUUAUAGAGGUGGACGCGACCGGAAUUGACGACAAGAUCCUCUUGACGGAGGUCGUGGCGUCGAGUUUUCUUAUGAGUUAUAAUACACACACACACACACACACGCGCGCGCGAACCUGUUUCCACGUGCCCGGGUUAGGUUAUAAUAUUACGCAGAAGGUACCUAACCUAUAGGUACGGUCGGUCGGUGACUAGAAGCAGCGGCUAUAUACGUAUUAUAGAAGCCAUUGUAAAUCCCGUGUGUGUGUGUGUGUGUGUUUGUGCGUGUGUAUGUUGUCCCUCGCCCUCCCCCUCCCGGACGAGCACGACUUACGACGACGACGACGAACUCGCCGGCCGGCCGCUGCGGGCCGGCACAGGUCAUACCUGUACUAUUUUUUAAUUUUUUUUUUUUUCCAUUAUAUUUGUUAGGUUAUUAUUUAGUAUUAUUAUUAUUAUUGUGAGCUAUAGCCGGAGAAUACGGGAAUUUAUGCCGCCCGCCACCGUCGACACACCUAUGUGAUACCGCCGUGCGUAUAAUGAAUGUACCGCCGCCGGUCGUGUUCAUUAACCUAACCCGCUGUAUACGUGUGUAUAAACAAUAGUAAUACCGGACCGCCAUUGUUUUUUUAAACUUUUUUUUUUUUGUUCGUUUUCGCACGUUUAUAACUUUAACAGUGCCGACGACGACCACGGUGGUCGGACGCGGAAGAACGGAACUGUGCUGACGUCCGGGGCGGCGUUGACGACGGAGAGAGUAAAAAAAAAAAAAAACAAUUAACGCGUAUUAUUAAACGGUUGAAAAAGCGAAACAUUCGGCAGCCGCGUGUACCAAAAUAAUGCGCUGCCGCUGAGAAUAUAAUAACAAUAAUAAUAAUAAUAAUAAUGAUAACGGGUAAUACGCGCACGAGAUACCCUCGGCACUGCGACGGACGUACACCGCGUAUUGUAUUGUGUUACAUAGGUGGCGAUACGCGAGCGCGCGCGUGUAAUAAAAAGAAGGGGGAAAAAAACAACAGUUUUUUUUUCUUUUAAUGAAAAGCGAAAUCGUUUUAUUAAUAAAAAAAAAAAAAAUUGCACGCCGAACGAUUAAAACGCGCAUUAUGUUAUGUACGAUUACACCGUCGCCGCGCCGGUGCUCAUCGCCGCCUAUUACGGAUAAUAACGACGCGCGCGAACGUCGUAGAUAUCAAAUGCUGCCCGGAUACAGAUAUUAUUAGGUUUGUUCCGACGCGCGUUCAAACUAUCACAGAACUGGUGGUCGCACGCAGUAGUGGAUUUUCAACAUUUUUCUGGUAGGGGUCCUGAAGAAUCAUACGUAUUUAAAUUAUCUAUUAAUAGAUGGCUCUCUUUUGGACGACAUUUAUUGUGAUUAUAUCAGUGUCUGGGGUGGGUUCAGACCCCCUGGACUCCCCCCGAAAAAUCCGCCACUGGCCGCAUGCGCAAUAAAGUUUUGUCGUUGUAAUACACCAAAAACGCAAACUCAAACUGCCCGAUAGUUUUGGGAUUUGGUUCUGACUGCGGUCAAAACGAUCCGCUGAUUCGAAUGGAGAUUAUAUAGUAUUCAGAGAUCCUGUUAUCAUUUAUUUAUUGUUCUCUGUUUAUGCUAUCAAUUAUUUACGUUCGAAUGUGUAACCGUUUUAUUACAAGACACAUGAUUCAUUCAUAUUAGAUUUUAUAUUUUAUAUUUUACAAUCAUGGACUAAGAAACGUUAUAUUUUGUUAGUUUUUGUCUAACGUAUUUUUUGUACACUUGAUGUUUUGUUUUUCUCUUUGAUAAGUAUAUUAUAGUAUAAUAUAGGCUAUAGUAGUGGUAUUAGACCGGGAUAGGGUCGCAGGAAAAAAAUGAUUAGCUAUGUACGUUUUGUUAUCAUUAGUCAUAUAUUUAAAAAACCAACAGCUCCGAUUUCCGUGUUCCCGAUAAAAAGCAUUGCAGUAACAUCAAAUCGCAUAAUUCGGUACUCGUCGUCAUUGUAACUUAUCGAUCAGGUAAAGCCAUAGAUAAUUAUGGCUAUCCAUCCCUUAUCAGUGUUCCAAAAAAGAACGGCUUCAAUUAUUCCAAGAUUGAUUCAUAAAGUGAAGCGUUUUAUCUAUACGAUGGCGAACGAUAAAUCGCCUCAGUUUUCAGCCCAUCCAGGAACAUCGCCUCACUUGUAAAUGAAUAGGUCAUUUUUCCAUUAAAUGAAAAUUUUCAGGAAACUUAAAAACUGUUUUUAGAGAUCAACAUCGAAGUUAGAUGAAAACUGAAUAAGGGUUGAAUUAUGUAACUCCCUUAUUGUUGCAAUUAUUGUUGUAGGAGUGGCCUUAUAUCCAUUUCUUUAUUAUCUAUGGGUAUAGCCCUGUCCGUUCGUUCAUUAUCCAUGUUAUGUGUAUACACGUGUGCUUGUGCUGUCUUGUAUACGUUUCUGCGCAGUAACGAUGAAAAAUUAAAAAUAUUUGACAUCAGAGGCGUAGCUAGAAAUAUUUUCCUAGGUAGGUCAGAUGAAAUAAUAAUAUAAAUGUUUGAAUGGGAAAGAAUAUUAAUGAAAAUGUUAGAUUUUUAAAACUUUGUUAAUUUCCGGAGAAAAGUGCUACUCGCUUUUCUCGCCCGGGCCUGCCGGCCGCUGUUUUACAUAACUGGUAAUACCGGGGCGUGAUAUGCACGGCGCGGGUAUCGAAAUCGUCAAGGAAAUCGAUAAUGACGACGAGUGUCGUCGUUGUUUGUUCGCGGGUAAAAAAACGCGAUAGAAAAACCGCGUUAAUAAGAUUGCGAAAAAAAAAAACGUGCUCGUCGUUUCAUUGUUCGUCGUCGUCCGGUACCCACCCCUCCCCCCAGGAGGAGAACCAGAAGCACCGGGUAACCGUCGUCGCGGUAGUGGUGGUAGUUUUUGUCGCGAUUGAAUAGACCGACAACGGCGGCGGGCGAAUGAAUGAAAAUGAUGGUCGCAGUCCUAUGCGUAUUUAUUGUUAUUAUUAUUAUUAUUAUUGUCGAACCGGGAGGCCCAUGACCGCAGCUCGAGACAUCCGCAGCCACCGGUCCAUUGUCCGCGAUGUUAUUAUUUUAUUACCGAACGUUCGUUAUUAUAGUUAAUAUUUUUCGCGCGUUUCGAUUAACUGGCAAUUUGCUGUUUAGAAAGAAAAAAAAAAAACACGUGCUGCCGGCUGCCCGCUGAACGAUAUAAUACCUCCCCGUCCACGUGUAUGCGAAAGCGUGUGACGACAAUUUUUUUUUUUUUAUUAUAUUAUUACUAUUAUUUUUUAUCAUUUUCACGCCGGGUGUGCGUCCGUAAUCACAAUAUUUGUUUGAUUUUUAAUUAUCUCGCGUGUUUAUAAUAACGAUUUAACGUGCGCGAGCAGCCGUUUUGAAACCCGACGGACCGAAAUAGCGGCUGCCGACAAUCUCUUUUCUAUUUCUUUUUUCUUACGCCGUGAGAUCGGGAGGCGUCGUGUAUAUACGUUCACAACGGAACGGGUCACGAAUCUCCGAACGAAGCGAAUUUCGUCAUCGUCGUCGUCGUCGUACCGGUCCACCUCUACAUUACUACGCAGACUGUGUUAUUAUUGUAACGAUAAUCGAUUUGUACGAUAUAUUUUUGUUUUAUUUUUUUUCUUAAACAAAAAAAAACAUUGUCUUAUUUUAAUGCAGGUACCCGCCAUAGAUUUACAGCGGUUCUCAACCGGGCGACAACAAAGUUUCUUUUUAAUUAUGUAACUGCCGACGAGUGUGCCACUGUUUUAGGAGGCAGUUGGAAGGGAUCAUAUGUUAUAUAGAGUGAUUUAAUUUAUAUCUCUGCUCGACUAUUUCUAGCGAAAAACGAUUCUGAGCAGAGUAUUGUUAGACGUGGUUUGUUCCCUGUGACCAAGGUAACCCGUAAAUCAAGAAAAAUUCUACAACAUAUUGCCAGAUUUUCCCCUUUAUUAGGAAUAAUCAAGAAAUUAUGUUUCCGCAAUGCACCAAUUUGAUCAAAUAUGCUGCAAGAAAGUGACAAUAUGGUUUUUGAUUGGAACUAGAUUUCUGAGAAAAAGACAUCAUAGUAAAACCAAUAUCGUGUUUCGCUCAGAUUAUAAAUGGGCCCGUGUCGACUUUAUGUAAUACUUUUCUGUUAUACAAGGUUUUUAUAGUUGACAGUAGUGCGGUUUAAUAAAGGUCAUCGGAAAAUUUAUGGGUGGUCAGUAUAAUAGCAGUAGUAGUAUAAAAAGGUCGGAAAAUCUGCUAUUUACUUAUAUUAUACUCGUAUAUAGAGGUACGAAAUUACUCCAAAUAUAGAAACGUAAAAAUAUAUUGUGUCAUGGAGAAUAUAUGCAUACUUAUCCUUGAACUUAAUAUAAAUGUCAAACAUUAAUAAUAUUUAGUGGAAUUGAAACGUUUAUUUAUUUAUUUUUUCGUUUUUGUCACAAGGCCUAAAAUACGGUAACAAUAUUACCCGAGCGUACUAUAUAUAUUUUAUUAUUACACGUCCGUUUACUGCGACUUACAUGGAAAUUAGAAUGCUUUUUUCACCUUGAAUGUUUUCAGCUUAAAUAAGGUCUUAAAAGUGUCUCCCGGGGACUACUUUAACUUUUAUGGUUCGCCAAUGCAGUAGAUAAAUAGCAUGGGAUAUUAGGUCGCUAUAGGUAUAUAGGAAAACAUUAUUGAAUAUAAAACGUGUGACGGUCACGUGACGUUACUUAAGCCGUAGUCGCACGAUAAUAGCGAAACAUAACUGUAGCUGUCGCGAGAGUAAUAUCGCAUUAAUUUACGUUAGCCAUUAUUCGACAACAAAGGUUUAAUAAUAAAACGAUUUGGCACUUAAUUUCCGUUAUCGUGAUAGUGAAAAAUAUGAACGAUGUUGUCCUCCCCAUGAUCGUAAUUUAUUGUAGUGAUAGUUGAUUUUUAUUUUAUUUCAUUGAUAAUAAACGUCCUGUAUACGUGAGUUCAAUGAAGUAAAUACAAAAUAAUACUCGUCAACUAAAAUUAUUAUACAAUUACGGUAGAAUGUGAUAGUAACUAUCGCAGUAGUGUUCUAGUGUGAUAGUAACUAACUAUUGUUUACACGGUGACAGUAUAACACAACUAUUACGUUUAACUAUUAUUAUUGUGUGACACUGGCUUUAAACAUUGAUAUUAUUUAUGGGAUUUUAUGUACUACACGAGAUUGCGUUCGGUACACGUGCUCGAAACACUUUUAAGUACACAUUAUAAAAUGAUGCUCAUUUUUUAAAUAUAAUAAAAUGUACAGCCUCGUUGAUCACGUUUUUCACGUUACAAUAAAAUUGUCUAUGGUUCAAAUAAUUCUGUGUAAAAACUUUUCAACAUUAUAGUAGGACACUGUAGCUGUUGUUGAAAGUUGAAGAAAGAUGUUUUACACGAAGAAUGAAUUUUGUGAUUUGUUUGUAUUUUUAUUUAUACUAAAAAUUAUGACUUUAUUUUAUACGCAAAAAAAGGUGAUACUAUUGAUGGUUGUGACACUGGUUUAGGAAGGAAAUCGAAAGAUAUGAUAUAUGGAGUGUAAUUUAAUGUAUAUCUGUACACAAUCAAUAAAUUAUUGCUAACGAAAAGCGAUUCUGAGCAGAGUACCUAUUAUUAUCUUUCGUACUGUCAAGUCGGGAAAUCACUAAAUAACUUCGCCAAAAAAUGGCUGUAAAGUUUUUGAUUGGAACAAGAUUUCUGGUAAAGAGUUGUUUACAGGCACAACAAAUAAAUAAACACAUCGUAGUCCGGUUUGAUUGUUUUUUUUUUUUAGAUUAUUGGCGUAAGAAUACGCCAAGAUUUUAAAAUUAAAAAAAAAAAAAAACAAAACACUACCUAUAUACGCGUUACCUCGUAAUAUUUGUAUAGAUUUCGCGAGCCCGGUGUUUUCAUAUAGAACAAGUAUUCUAAUCUCGGUGUUACAUAACGAAGAAAUAUAGUUCGAUAUAGUAAUAAUAGCGUGCGUUAUGAAUUGUAAAUAUGCGUAAUAAUGGUGAAAUUAAUCCUGCUGCAUAGCGUCGGUAAUAUUUGCGUUUAUUAUACUGUAAAUCGUUUAUACGAUCGAAAUAAUAAUAAUAAUUUUAUUACGUACUUGAGAGGAACCGAAUUCACUGUUUCUACGUGCCUCUCUGAAUACUCCGCCCGCGCGAAACACUUGUUUUUGUUAAUACACGGUUUCUGUAAUAUAUUACUAUUAUUAUUAUUUUUUUUUUUUAUUGAAAAAUAAAUAUAAUACGCCGGAUAUAAUCGAACGUAUUGUCUGAAACAAAUUUAUAAUCUCGCGUUAUCUGUGUGUGUAAUUUAUAUGAUAUUGAGUUAACGAUAUAGAUAUAUUUUACAUUAUUACUAUACGUACAUGUCGGAAAUGUGUUUUGGUAGUACAUUUUGUUUGUAAUAACUGUCGUCAAAACGGGCUACGAGAGUUUUCGACCGUUUCGUUAAUACUGCCGUUAUUAAUUAUACUAAUGUUUUGAUCGUCAUAUUAUUUUUGUUUUGAUAAUUUUUUAUCUCUGGUUGUAUAGGGAUUGCGGAAGUUUAUUAAUGGAAAUGUGUUAUCGGUCGAAUGUACGAGUAUCGUAUUAUUAUGAUCGAUUGAUGACGUGUUUUAAGCGAGCGAGGAAUUCCCCUGCGCAAUUCGAUUUGAUUGAUUUCUCGAAACACAUUUUUUAUACGUAUUUUAACUAGAACAGUGGGGUAAAAAACAGUAGUAAAAAAGUGAAUAUUGCAUAAUAUAUAUAUAUAUAUAUAUAUAUAUGAUAAUAUAACUCGCAACUAACUGCAGCAAGCGGGAUGUAAACUUUUUGAAUUUAUUAUAGCCGUGUGAAUAAAGAUGCGACGGUCGAGGUGCUACCUAUCCAUUAUAGAAUUAUUGCGGUUCUCACAGUAUAACACACCGGCACUUGUACACCUACCUAAUUACGCGUCUUUCGAGCACACUCGACGGAAAACAAAUCAGUGCACGUUAACUGCGCAAUCUCUUUAAAAAACAAAAAAAAAAAAAACGAUUGUUUGUCGCGAAUAUUUCUGAUAUUCUUAUAUUUGUACAGAUACGUAUCUAUAUUUCGUUUUGUUUUGUUUAGUUUUUUUUUUUUUUUUUUUAUAAAAAUUAUACGACAGAAUCGAGAACUAGCGGUUAUAGCGCAGAAUUAUGCGCACGUACGUGUGCGUUCGGCGACACGGGUACCUAUUGUAAUGUUUAUAUAUUUGAUAUGGAUCUCGCGCGCGGAGUGUUUUUAAUGCCGGUAUACGAUCUAGGUCACAUAUAUUAUACCGCGAGUUCAACUUAUUAAAGUGCAUUGUGCACAUAUAGGCAAUACGGCUUUAUAUUGUUUUAUACGCGGGCCGUGACAUUUUGUUUAAACCCGCGAACGGCUUAGGUUCUAGUCGAAUUUCGAAGUUUUGAGUUUGAUAGGUUUUUUUUUUUUCAAUCAUUUUGAAAACCUUCGGCGUCAUCGACUAAAUUUCCUAUCGUUCAACGUUAAUUUCGACCGAUUCUAUCGCGAUAGAUAUUUGUCAACAGUUCUUCUGUGUUGUUUUUAUUCGCCUUGAUUGAAUUACUCAUAUCAUAUAUUUUGAUAACAUAGGACAAAAAUGUCGUUGUGACCUGCAGAUCAGGUCCAUUAUCUAACGUGAUUCGAAUAUUCUGCAACCUUCUAGAACUUCUGUUCUUGCAUUUAGUUGAAUGUUUAUACUAGGUAUAUGGUUAUGCAAAUCGUAUAAUUUUUUAUUAUUUUUUUUAAAUAUGAGUUGUAUUGCUGUGUAUAUAUUGUUGUUGGGGUCACAGGUUGGUACCCAUUUGACCGUGAAAUCCGUUUUGGUUAAAAAUGCAACCAUAUAUCUUGCUGGUGUGUAUUAUAAUAAUGACGCCUUCUGCGAACCGGUAUGAAAACCAUCUCUCGGCCCACUUUCCAAACGACGGAUAUCCGUUCAUUAUAACAUCAUAUACCUACUCUAUACACUCAAAUAUUCGCACAAAAGACAUGCUGAUGGUAAUCGCCGGAUCGUUUUACUCUGGCUGGUCCGUCUGCCGUAUGAUCCACCGCGGUGUUGGUAGGUAAUAAUACAAUACGUAACCCGACCUCAAAUACAAAAAAAAAUUCCGUACGUUCACCGUAUGUGUUAUGUAUAACUUUUGAAGAUUAAGUCAUGCGCAAACGCGCGUAUCCGCAUCUGUCUAGCGAUAGUGAUGUUGGUGUGUUUUGUCGUCGGAGUUGACUGCUGCUGGUGCUGCUGCAAGACCGCAAACGCGGUGUGCUUAUAUAUUUUAUAUUCAACAAGGAAACCAACAAAUCCGUAUAUACAGUCAGUGUAUAAAACGACUAAAACGUAUUUGUAACUUUAGUGAUUUUUUAGUUUUUUCCGGUUGUAGUCUAUUCAGGUAUUCGUCCACGAUGCAAUUAAGGAGUAUUUUCAUGUUAAACUGAGAGACAAGCACACACCUAUAUUUUCGUGUUUGAUCACCAUAUUCAUGUUUAUUGAUGAGCGAUGCUUUUGUAUUAUAGAUAUUAUAAUUAUAAUAUAUGCAUACAAUGUAGUCUAACUAAUAUUUCUGUAACGAUACGUAACGUAAUCUUCUGGAUAUUGUGUUUACAGCUAUCGUUUUAUUUGGUUACUGUCGAUGUAUUUGUUAUUCACAAAUUAUUUUAUCUGUACUACAAAGUAAUAUCGUGUGGGUUUAUAGACAAUUUUUAUCGCUUAAAUCUAUUACUCUUAAUAGUAAAACAUUUCGUUUGAAUAAAAAGCAGUUUGACAUCGAACAGCUAUAAAAAAAUAGGUUAUCUUAUUAUAUACUUCACAUUUUUCAAAAAAUGUUUUCACGAGUUAUUAUUUUGUAAUUGAAUAGAAUUUUAUACUUGUACAAAAUUAUAGUAUCUAAUGGAUCUUUAUGUAAUUUAGAUGUCACGUGUCACGUCGUCACCGUGUCUUUCUUUCUAACGACAUUGAAAUCCACACGGUUACGGAGUUUCUGCUGUGAAUCGCACGCAUUCUAGUAUAACAUUAUUAUCGUCUCUUUCAGUACAGUGGUUUUCCUAUCUCGUUUUAAAUAACAUAAAAACAAAAGGUUAAGUUGCGUCAAAAAAUUAUUAUAGGUAAUAAUUUGUUCAGAUGGCGCGUUCCCGAAGUUUAUUAAGACGGCCGCUUUUGUGGCUCGAAGAAUUUUUGACAAUUUAUAAUAUAUCUAUAAAGACCUAUCGUUCAUCAUACACCACAUACAUAAUUAAACAUCUUUAGACAAUGUUAAAAUGUUUCAAUAAAUUUGCGUUUAAAAACUACAGCACAUUCGUAUCAUUAAGUAUUUUUUAAUUUAAGAUUCUGAGUGGUUUUUCUUUUAUAAACGAUUUACUUUUCUGACUGAAAUCUUGCUCCGGUCAUCAAAUGUAUAGAGUCUUUUUUUAAAAAGCGAAUUUCGUCUUAAAUGUACUGAAGAGGUUAGUUUGAUUUUCCUUGAAGUUUUUUUACUAAUUGUGAGAAGUGGGGAAAUUGUUGUUGAUUUUUGGGUCACCUUGGCAACAACAGAAUACUCAACUUCGUUUUUUCGUAGAGUAACAAUAUAAUAUAAUAGCCUAUAUAUUCUCCUACCCUUUUUAUAGCCCGCCUACAGCAGUGGACAGCAAUUUUUUUUGGUAUCAAUGUUUUAUUACAUAUUUUAAUACGUUUAUAAGAAAUAAUAAAAAAUCGAAAGUGAAGUAUUUUAGUAUUAUUCAAAUGUUUACACGUGUUGUAUUUAUAAUUUUUUUUUAUUUGUAGAGUAUAGUAUUAGAUAUGUAUUAAGAUAAUAUGUUACCAUUAUGAGUAAUGACGCGUUCGUGUAUGUGCAAUAUUAUGCACUUGUACGGUAUGGAAUACUAUUUUUAUAUAUCGGUUUCAGUAAUCGACAUAAAUACAUACUAUAAUCUGUAUAGACAGUAAUCUAUCAUCGUAUUGUUUUUUUUUUUUUUAUGUAUUUUAUUAUACCCUAUGAAUAAUUCAAUGCAUUUUUUUUGCAUAAGACGCAGGGCAAUAUAACACCGUCUCAUUUGCAAUUUGUUUUAUUACUUCAGAAUUUUUAAUAUUAUCGUUAUAAUAAUAUAUUCUUACGCAUAAUAUUAUUAUUAUCGUAAAGAAUUUCGUAUUUUUUUAUUUUUUGCAUUUCGUUUUUUAUAAUUUUUUUUUAUGUUUUUUUUUCUUGCCAAGCUUCACCAGGCAUGAAAUCGCCUUUCGUUAUUUUCGACAUACAUUUUCUAUACGGCGAAUACGUUGCGUAAAUCAUUAUUUUAUUGAUAUUAAAAAAAAAAAAAAACCAACACAAUGCCGCGGUGUUUAUAAUUAUUAUUAUUAUUGAAAUAUUAUCCGUGUUUUUUGCCGAUGUAAUAAGUCGCCGUAUUUAUAAUUAAUAAUCUCUCGAUAUAGUACCUAUCACGCGUACAAUGUACAAUCAGUUGGUUUAUCUAUAUCAAUUACGUUAGUCUCGAGAUUUUCAAUGAAAACCGUAUUUUACAACCCGUGCGCGUUGGUUUUGUUUUUUUAUUCAUUUUUCCAUUUCAUCGCAUCAAUAACCUAACUAUUUUUUUUUUUUUUUUAUAUAUAUCUAUAGUUAUAGGUAUCUUUACAUAACAUAACCGAAUAUAUUGUAAUAAUAAUAUAAUAUGACGAUUAUCUCUCUAUAUAAUAAUAUUUACCUAUGCAGGUACAUUCGAAGACGCAUGAAUAUAAUAAUAUAACAUAGGUAGGUAUUGUAUAGUAUUAUAGUAGGUACCUGUACCUAAAAUGACACCGGAUUUGUGCGUGCGCGUAUAGUGAAAGUACAAAAAUGUGCAUUUAUAUACACAGUGUUAUUCAUUUUUAUUAUUAUUUGUUCGCGCAAAACCGCACCGGUUCGUGUUUAUUUAGCUUUUGUUUUUUCUUCUUUUCUUUCAAUCGCCUCUCGCCGAUAAUGCUGCGCGAUGUAUUCUAUUAGGUAUUAUUAUUAUGAUAUUAUAUAUCGACAAGUUCAACGUAACUCAACAGUACUCUCGUAUGCUAUCCUUUUCCGUGACUUUCGAAUACUAGAAAACAAAACAAAAACUACGGCACACUGCGUAUUAUUGUAGGUACGGUUCAACUAUAUAACGAAUAAAAUAACAUGCAGAUAUUAUAUGUAUAAAAGAACGACGCUUGGAAUCAAUAGAAAAACACGGACGCAUGCAGACAAAUAAUUGGACGCCUAUGACCACAAGUGACAAACGUUUAAAGAAGGGCGAAUAUUUUCGAAGGCGCAAUUUUGUCUAGAUUAUUGAAACAAUCGGCGGACACCUACGAAUUUAUUCCCAAUUACCGAAUUGGUUCCCGGGUAGUCCAUAAGUAUUAGAGGGCUCCUCAGUUUUGUUGGUAAAAAUACAAUUUCGUAUUUUUCUGUCUCGCACCUUCAAUAGCGGUUAAUGUACAAAAUAAUGUUGAUAUUAUGUACAAAUUUAGGUGUCGAAAUAGUAUAAUCAAUUUGUAUAGGUCCAUUUUGGCGCGCGAUAAUUUUGGCCGAUUGUACUGUACUAACAAUUUGUAGGUACUUGCGAUGUAAGUCAACAAUUUAAAUAUUUUAUUUACUAACUGAUUUUAGGGGGGCGGGGUAAAAAAAAAAGGAUACCGUAAUAGGCCAUAUAGGUCUAUAGGUAUAUACCUAUACGGGUUAUCGGUUCCCGGAUAGUCUACAGGUACUAUACAAUGAUUGAAUUGGUACCUACGAACUGUCAUUUCAUCAAUAAUAACACAGAAUUACAAUCAACAAUUCCCUUCCCGUUUUCCACAAAGUUGGGACGGUCUAGUAUAUCUGUAAAUAAGGCGGUUUUGAAACCGUUGUAAAAACCUGCAUGGUAGCACGUUAUCAUGGUGCAAACGUGCAUGUUACGUUAUACCGUGGUAUAUUUAAAAUGGAAAGAUAGACGACAAAACUACGUAGGAAUCGGAUUUGACGGAUUUGAAAGGAACGAUCUAAAUUUUCCGGGGAUGAAUUUUAAAUAAAUUAUAAAUAAAUAUAAUGCGGUCAAAUAUACUAUUUUAUGAUCCACUUAGAAUAUUGUUUGAUGGUGCUGUAUGCAAAUCCGUGCGUUUUUUUUUGUCCCGAGAACCUAUACUGAUAGUUUCUACAAAACUAACAUACGAUAUUUUCGGGGGGGGGGGGGGGGAAACUCACGAAACAAAAUUAUAUUUUUUUCUUUAAAUGUAGUAUAUACGAAUGUAAUGGCCCGUGAUGUGUAAACUCUAAUUUCAACACCUGAACGCCACAGUAUAUUUUAAUUUCAAGUUACGUAAUUUCGCCAUGUUGCCCGAUUGUUCGACCGAACCGGUAAAUGUGCGGGUAUGCCGACGAAUUUUCAAGACGGUUAUUAUUAUUUUUUCCAUAAUAAUAUUCAUCAGUAAUUAUUGAAGUAAAAAAAAAAAAAAACAAAAAAAAAAAAAUCUAUAUAAUAAUAGUCACGCGUAUGUUUACACGGAGAAUGUUGUGUUCAAUGUAAAUAUUAUUGUAUAUGUAUUAUACGCACGCCUUUUUUUUUUUACAUGUUACCCGUGCGCGUAACUUUUUUUUUCCGAUAAUGUUAUGUGGGUCGCUUCUCGCGGCGGCGUUCUGAAUAUAAUAUCGAGCCCAUAGGAAUAUCGAUCGGGCAUAAUAUAAGAUACGAAAAUUUCUCUAUUUACUUAUAAUUUAAGUAUGUAUAUAGGUAUAAUGUACUCGCACUUCCGGGUGCGCGGAAAUGCCAUCAUCGCGACGAUCGCACGAUAUUUUGUAGUUCACGAGCGAAACGAAAGAUACGCUUUUUUUUCUCCCCGGAAAUCACUUUUACGUUGAGUUAAACGGCUCUGAUUUUCGUGUCGCGCAUUGCAAUAGAUGCGCGUUUUUCGCACCUCGGUACUUUUAUUUGAAUAGUUUUUCGAAAUUAUCAAUUUCUUUCCGAAAAAUCGUUUUUUAUGUAGAUAUUUGUAUUAAUUUUUUUUUGUUCUAAUUUUCAUGCAGUAACCUAACAGUUGCGGAGUUUACGUCGGGUAGUGUUUUAUUUGACACAUAUAAUAUCGAAAUUACUAACAAUUCGUCCCUUAUAUUAAUGGUCUAAUGGUUUAAUGCUAAAGAGGUGGUUGUUUUGUUAUUGUGUUAACAAAUUUUCUACCAGAAAACUUGUUCCGUAUCGAAAAACGACAAAGAGAUCUUUUUUGUUGCAUUUUGGAUUAAGUUUAGUGUAUUACAGAGGUUUUAUUAUUAUUAUUAUUUUUUUUAUUUUUUUUUUUUUUUGCGAUUCAGUGAAAAAUAAUCGAAGAUACCGAUUUUUUUCGCAUACUUUUAUUAACUCUUAAUAGACGUGGUCUGAUUAUUUAAAAAUAUUUUGGCGGUUUUUUAGUUAUUUGAAUUUUUUGAGGUUUUAUAACACGAUUUUUUAAAUUCAUUUUUAUCAGCGUGUUCAAAUUCAUUUUAAAAUAUUCGCUCAAACCACGAAAAAUUGAAAUUUAUUUCGCAGCCACAUUUGAUAUUCAAUGUUCAAUUUAAAUUUAUUAAAAAAUGUUUUAACCAAACUCUGUUCGAAAUCGUUUUUCGUUUCCAAUGAUUUAUCGUUGGGCACGUUAUAGGUAUAAACUAUAAAUCACUUUAUAUAUCAUACUUUUCCGAUUUUUUAUUAUUAUUAUUUUUUUUUUUGGUUCGUAAACAUAUUUCUGACUACAGCAGCGUUGUCGAUAUUGGUUUUUAUAUUUCCCGGCGUAUAAACGACAGCUAUUAUGGUUUAUAUUUUUAUUCUAUAUUUCGUUUUUUUAAAAUAUAAUCGUUUUUAUCGGAUUUUCAAUAUUUUAUAUAGAUAUCUAGGUAUAUUUAUUAUGUUAUUAUGUCAAAGCCAUAUUCCACGGUCAAAACCGAUGAGACUUUGUAUGUAAUGAUGGCUGUUAUCUGCAGUAAGAUUACCAUGUCGAAAAAGAACCCUGUCCUCGCGUUAUUUUUCGGUCGACAUACUAUUAAUACUCAUGAUUAUUAAUCGGCCUGUUAUUAUUAUAUUAUUUUUUGAUGCCGAGUCGUAGGUACUUAUAUAAUAUUACAUAUUAUAAAAACGAGUGUGUUGUGAAUUUUUUACAAGGAUUGAACCCGAACGAGGUCGUGACGUAUACGAAACAGAAAAACCAAAAGGAAAUCCGCGGUAAACGUACGAUUUUUAGUCUUCUAUAAUUGAAUCGUAUAAAAAUGCGUUUCUUACAUACAAAUGCCAGUGUUUCGGUGGGAGGAGAGGUUUAUAAAAACCUCUUUGUUUUUAAAUAGGUAUAAUUAUUUUUUAAUAUUUCAACGCGUCGUUUUUGCUGUUCGCCUGUUGGCUGGUCUAUUACCGCGUGUAGCUGGGAUUUAAAUUUAUUUCCGGGUGCGUAAAUUUCAACCGUGUAAUAAAUUAUACACGAUACUAUUUAUUCGUAUAGGUAUUUUAUGCAAAUCAGCGUGUAAAAUAGGUAUACUUUAUAGGUAUACCGAGAUUUAAGAAAAGUAUACGAGCCCUCAACGGGGCAGCUUCUAUAGGUUGUAUACGACAAUACAAUAGUAUUAUUUAGUAUUCGUAUACCUUCGUAAUAAUAAUUGUAUGUAAAUGGAGAAAUAGAAAUUUGAAGUGAUUCCAAGCUACCGCAGGUAUAUUAUUUAUAAGAACUAAUUACGGUGUGAUCUGAAAAAAAAAAUAGGAUGUAAAAUGAAGUUAUUUGCUGUAUGUUUAUAAAUUGUACGUAAUGUAUAAUCGUCGCUAAUAACGAUUCUGAGCGAACUUCGAUUAAUUAAGAUUUGACCUUUUAAAAAUAAGUCUACUAAAUUACAGUUAUAAAUGGUUCGAAAAUCGCCAGAAUGUUUUGAGAAUUUCAUUAUGUCUAGACAAGGCUAAUGUAUAUAAGUAUUCGGUGAGAAAUUUCGGUCUUUAAAGUUAUUUUUAACUGAACGACACAAAACAAAUUUAAAAAAAAACCAAAUGGAAAAUAAAAAAACCGUUUUCGCGUAGUUUUUCCCGUUUUUCCGACGCUUUUCCCUCAAUUAUAUUUAGAGAACCACUAGGAAAAUUACAAAUAUGACCUCUCUAAUGUACCGAAUAGACAAAAUUUUCUACCUGAUGCCAACCUUAAGGUUGACUGAAGAAGUAAGAUUUCUAGUAGAAAAGUUGUUAACAGACACAAAAAAAAACCCACUAUAGUAAAACUAAUUGGUAAAUUCCUCUCUUGCUCAGAAUCUAAAAAUAUAACUUUGCUUCGAAUUUAAUAAUAGUUGUGUUAAAUGUAUGUAUAUAAUUUAAAUAUGCCUACAUAAUAUCAACUGCGAUUUUAAUUUUUGUAUUUUUUCAAAAUUAUGUUUUCAGAUUCAUCGAAAUGAAUAAGCACUCGAUUAUAUAAAUAAUCGCGAAAUUUGUAUUUAUUCCGUCGGCCGAAUCAUUAUGCGGAUCAAUGGCGCCGAAUCACUGUCAUCGUCUUCAAAAUCUGAAGCCGGUAAGUGAAUCAGUAUUCGAAUUAUUUUACAAAUUUUUUGUUUUAUUAUUAGAGUUUGUACAGAGGGUCGAACGACAAGUUAACAUUUCUAAACGUCUAGAUGUAAACAAUAAAUGUUUUUUUUUCAAAGAUAACAAUAAUAUAAUAAUAUAUUAAUAUUAUGAAUUACAUAAUUUUCCCUGAAACGAUAAUAUUAUUACUAACUCCUGAAAACAAUUUGGUUCCUCGAAAAUCGCAGUAAAAUAGUAAAAAAAAAAGAAAGAAAUCUAAACAUGUUUGAUACACCGGACGUAAUCGUUAAAUUAAAUUUGGCGCUAUUUUCGGUGGUGGGCAACGGAAGCGAUUUUUUUAUUUUUACCGUUUUACGAUUGAACCACAAAUCUGCAUUGCCGCAUUUAAAUAGAAUUAUAAAAUAGAAAUUCGUAUUUCUCGUUUUUAAUAUUAAAUUUCCAAUCAAUUUUGGUGUUUAUUUAAAAUGAAAAAUGCUAUGGGCAAAAAGUUUUGGGUAGAUUAUUACUCUAAUAAAUUCUGUGACAUUAGAUUAAGUCCAAUGUAUAAGAUAAACUCUAUAAACCGAAAAAUUGUGUAACGAUUGCGUAAUACAAUUAAAACUACAUUGUCAAAAAACUAUAUGAAAACAAAAAUAAAAAAAAUCCAUUAUAAAUAUGAAAAAGUUUCGCUGAAAUUAAUCGUCGUUAGAUCAUUAAACGCUUGUGUAAUAUGAUUUUCAACUGUUUGCAUUUUUUUUUAAACAUAUUAUUUGGGGGGUUGUGGUCACAUUUUUUAAGUAUACAUAAACUAACUUUUGUAUUAACUAAUGGCCAAUACGUAUUAAAUCAGAAAACCUGGAAAAUUAAAAAAAAACUAAUAAUAAUUAAAAAAGCUGAAACUGCUGUGAUGGGUAUGCCACUGUUUUAAGAGGGAAUUUGGGAAGGUAGGAUACAUAAAGUAGUUAUUUAAUUUAUAUCUGUAAGCAACGAUAAACCAUUGUUAACGAAAAACGAUUUGGAGUGAAGUUCGGUUUUACAAAUUUUAAAUUAAAACUUUAAAAGUAGGUACUGCAUUGCACUCAAUUUUUUUUUUCAACUCCUAAGUACAAUUUAUAAUGAACUUCCUGUUAAAUUUUCAAUUAUUUCUGUAUAGUCUAACAAUUUUACCUACAAAGUACCUAUCGAAUACAUAUCUCGAAAAAACUCGCAAAAUUAAAAUUCCUAUGAAUAGUUUAAAAAAAUGGCUAAAAUGUUAUCGAGUAUCGAAAAGGCAAAUAUAAGUUUUCUGUCAAAAUGUCAAAAUUUUAACUGAAUUAUAACAAAAAAAUAAAAUAAAAAAUAAUAAAAGUAUAAUUUUUGUAUAUGAAUUUUCUGUUCGUUCAACGUUUUUUUUCGGUUUUGCUCAAUUAUUAAAAAAAUUAAGUGAAUAAUCAAAAACCGAUUUUCUUACUCACCAAUUAGAUUAAAAACUUCAACAAAAAAAAAGAUUUCUUGUCGUUUUUCUAUUCGAGCAGUAUUGCUGAUAGAAAACAUUGUGGAAAGCAUCAAAUUAUCUUAAUUGAAUUCGGGAAGUUAUUGCAAUUAGUAAAUUUUCGGUGGUCACCCAUCAGAAGUGCAACGUUUAUAAUAUUAUGUAGGGACGUAGAGUGUAUAAUUAAAUUACAAAUGAGUGUAUUUUAUAAGUAAUGAAUCGUGCCGAUGGCCGGUUAUAUACCAUUAAUUUCUCGCUGUAGCGUAAAGGCAAAACAAAAAAAUGCCGCUAUUAAUUUAUUCGAAAAUGAAUAUGUUUUAUUACUUAAUCGAUAUUAAGAAGACGCCCACGCCCGCAUUUUAUUGCUGCAGCAGUCUCAGGCUAACGGGCGACAAAGCAAAAUAAAUUUCGUUACUUAAAAUAUUUAAAGAUAAGAAAUAAUAUUGUUGUAUUCGAGAUCGUCGUCUAUUAUAGUUUUUUUUCUAUUUUAUGAAAUAUAGCCCGACAACAAUAAAUGAAACAACAGUUUAGAUUUUUAACAUAGAUUUUUUUAAAUAUAUAACUAUUUAAAUGUAAUAUAUGGUAAUAUAUGCGCGUAUAACGAAAUGACGUUUAAUCGAAUUUCACAGAUUGAACCUAUCUUCGAUACUUAUAUACUAUACAGAUAAUAUGCCAAGGUUCGGAAUAAUCGUGUACAUAUACGUAUAUGGACAAAAAUGUGUACCUACCUGUAUACUGCAAUUGUCAAAACUGCAAUAUAAAUUAUAAUGUAUCCAUAACCAUUACGAAUGGUAAAUAUGCCUAUUGAGCCAAUGCGAUAUUUUUUUCAACCCAUAGGCCGGUCGAUAACUCUAAUUCUUCUCAAUUUUGACCGAUUGCUCGCCGUUUCUAUUUUAGUUUUUUAACAUUUUUGACUCUAGCAGCAUCAUUUUUCCUACCAUAAUCGGUACAAGGUCGCUCUAUAGUUCUCUUCACUUCGAUCACACGUGAUCUAUAAUUGCAUUAUGCACAUUUUUCAGUGGCACAUUACCGGCGGGGGGGGAUUUCCCCUUUUAUAUAGUAUUUAUUAUUUGCACGACUAAUUAUUUUUAAAUUCAAAUUUCUUUACUUUUUUUUUUUUAAUCAGAAUAAUCAAUAUGUUGAUACCAGCUAUAGUUGUUAACAUAACAAAAAAAACCUAAACCUUCACAAUUAAUCGUUAAAAUGAAAUCUAUAUCUGAACCGAUUUAUAACAUGAAGGAGCACCUAAAUAGUAAAUUAAUUAAUUAUAACUAUUGACUUAACUAUACCUAGUUAUCCGAUUUCAAUGAUAAUUUCGGAGCAGAUUGAAUUAUAUGAAUUACUCACAAAAAUAUUUAAAUUUAAAUUGGACCUUGAUUUUUAACCUGAGUACGAGUUAAACAAUAUGACACAAUUUAAAAAUGCGAUUUUUCCCUUCUCAGCAAAAUUCUAAAUACGUCACUCGUCUCGUCUGUAAUGUCCUACUAUCCAGAGCAUGGUCAACCGUUAUCCAUAUGUCUUGCUCAAAUAACAUGUACGACGAAUAUACGUAAUUGUUAAAUGAUUAUUACUAUAGUACCAAUUUUUGUGUGUUUCCUAUUCAUCCCAAUGGAUCUUUUACAUACGCCUUUUCCAACACCACAUCUCAAAACCUAAUAGUUUUUCUUUUUGGUAUCAUUUAUGAUUCAUACAUUAUGUAAGUUUUUAUAAGUUUCGGAUUUCUCUCGUGUAAUACUGUGAUGCAUCUAUUAUUUGAAGUGAAAAGUUUGUAACGCAAUAAAAACACGAUUAAUUCAUUAUUUUCGAAAAUCGUCCGCGCCCUUUCGCGUUUAGGUACCAAUGCUUCAGUUAGCUACGCAGUCUAUUAAGUUCGUCUAAUGAGUGUGUCGUCGAAGUAACAGGAUACAAUUGUGUGUGUAUACGAUUUAUUCGCGUCGUGUGCCUUUUUAAUUGGAAUGCUGCUGCCAGUUCGUCUCGUCGAAACACUAUAUAUCUGCAGUGGACAGUGUACAGUGUGGUGUAGUCGGUCACGAUUUUUCCGACGUGAAAGUCGUUCGCUAAUUAACUUAAUACGAAAAAUGCAUGUCUACGUCCCCUAUGUACGCAUAGGAAUAAUUGUGAUCGUCUCUUCUCGUCGUCUUAAUAAAAAUCCGGUACUAUAAAUUACAAGAAAAAAAUCAACGAAAACACCCAGCAGAAACGACAAUAAUAACAACAAUAACAAUAAUAGUAGCGAAUUCGUAUAAUAGUCGUCGUGCGGUCAUUGUUGCAGUAUCUAUUUCGGCGGCGGAGGCGCGAAGUAUUUUUUUUUUUUUAAAUUUAAAUUUAAAUUUUUUUUGUAUUAUGAUGUCGUCGUCGUCAUCAAACACGCUUAAUAUAAUAAUACAUAAUAUAUUAUCGUCAUCAUUAUUAAAGACGUAUUAUAUAUUAUUAUAAUAUACUCACAAUAUUAUGCUCGUAUAUUAUAGGUAUACGUGACACUUGUGCGCCUGCGCGCGUUUGUAUAAAUAAUAACAAUAACAACAAAAUACCCACCAAAGUGUUAACGACACCUCGAGAACGUUUCAUUAUUCAACGGCCGAGACGGUUUAAUAUGAUUUACAAUAUUAUUAUUACGGUGCAGUGUGCCGCCGCCGCCGCCGCCACUGCCACUGCCGUCGAUAGUCUCUCCGAAGGCCGUGGGAAAUCUGAAGAUUCUGCGCGCCGCCAUAGUCGUCCGUACCGGUUACUACAGCAAUAAUAAUAAUGAUAAUACUAACGUAAUAAUAUAAACCUACCUGCACUAUGGUAUGCGUAUACAUCAUUACUAUGUACAGGGUGAUGCUCGGUUAUAAUGUCCCGUAUCAAAUACGACGGCCGGUAUAUUGGGUGCAGCAUAAGUUGUUGAUACGUCCGGAAAAUAUCGUCUAAUGAUAAUGAUAUACGUUUCUAGUAUUUUCUGCAUGUUAACUGUAGUUCUUCGAGAGCCCGCAGCAUCGCUAAAUACACUCUUUACAAUUGAUAUUUCCCAUUUUUUGCUCCGGGUUUUCUUCAACUCCGUCCAACCGACGUUCAGCCUUUUACUGGUCGGUGUCCGUGCCACAGCCGCUGUUAUUCAGUCGUUCUUUUCGCCGCGCAUUGCACGUGCCUAAACCUUCGCAGUUUCCGAACAUUGAUCAAAUUAGAUCUAGAAUCGGCAAUUUCGAUUUCUUUACGUAGAGUUUUUGAGUUUUGGAUUAUAAAACGAAUGCUAUAAUUGGUAUUCAUGAAGAGCAGAAGAAGGCGAAGAACGGUAUAGUAGUCUAGUUUUUUAAAUGUUGAGAUAAUGGUAAUAUGGUAUAUAUCAUUUGACGGCGCUUUUGAGUCUUACCAAAUGUUGAAUUACAUUCGGAGAUUUGGCGGUUUCAGUUGGAUAUCGAAUGUAAAAUGUUGAAUGCACCAGUUAAAAAAUAAUAUUUAGUCUUCUAGAUUUAGAGAAGUUUUGCUCUGCUGAACAAUUCAAACAGUUUAAGUAAUCUGUACUUUUUCUGUGCCCUUCAUAUAAAUACUGAAUAUUUUUUUUAAUUUUGUGGACAUUUCAUGUUCAUGAACGUCAUUUUAAGUACUCGGACAUUUUUUACACAUCGCUGAGACGUAUUAAAUUAUGAACACAUUAUUUGUAUCAAACGUUAUUUAUUUAUUUAUUUUUUGACGUUUAAAGUUAUUCCCUUUAUUGUGACCCGGAACAUAGAAUAAGGCGAUUCUUGUAUCGUGGGUCACGUUUUAUUAUGUUGACUUCGCAAGUAUAUAGGCAUUAAAUUCGAAAAAUAUAACUGAACCGGUAAACAUUGAGUAUAUAAUUCAUUAUUUUGUGUUAUCGUUUCACUUGUUCAUAGAUUUGGAUCAGAAAAAUCUCCGUCGUCGGAGCUAUAAUAUGUAUCGGCUAUAGAGAAAUAAUUUCGAAAAUGACAUCACCGUAAGUUAAAAGUUACUAAUCUGUAUACCAGAUACCUGCAGCUUGUUCUUCAAAAUGUUCUGAAAGUCUUAAACGCAAAAAAUAUUAUGUCUGAAACGUCGGAUGAUGUAUACAUUUUAACUGGGCAACGCGGAAACGUACAAAUUCGAUUUCAAAAUUACAAAUACUCUAAAAAUUAUACGAACGCUUCCGGCGAAACGAAAUGGAGGUGUACGAAAAAAUCUUGCAACGCGUUUAUUAAAAUCGUUGGUUCCGACCAAAACAUUUGCGUUACCGACGUGUCGGCGAACGUUCACGAACAGAGGUGUCUUCCGAUUUCCGACCGGAUUUUAGAAAGACAAGAAUUAAAUUGGUUCGUCAAACGGAAAGCCGUCGAAAAUAUUGACGAUAAACCCGGUAAGUCCGCAAUAAAUAUUGUAUACACGAUUGUUGUUUUUGUUUUUCUAUAGACGACUAUUAGUUAGAUUUUUGAAACGAAAAUAAAAUAUUAAAGUUUUAACUUUUUUUUUUGUUUGUUUAGCCAAAAUAUUGAGUAUGGGAUUGGAAAGUUGUAUCAAACUGAAAAAAAGUACGAAUAUAACGUCAGCCGAUAUGGCGUUAGUUAGACGGAACUUGUAUAACGCACGUAAAAAAUUAGCACAACCGAUUCCUACUUCGUGCGCCGAAGUAACGACUUCGAUGACUUCUCCUACUCUUAUCGAAUCAUUAGAAACGUUACCAAGGGGUGAGCAUUUUUUUUAAUACGUAGCCGACUCUGAAAUUUGUUUUUAUAUAGUUAUGUUGUAUAUGUGUAUACCGCUUGUAUUUUAUCUAUUCGAAACGUUCAACUGCCGCGACGAACCAUUACUGAAAUCUAUAAAUAAUAAUCAAUUCGUAUUUAAUUGUUUAUAAUUUAAAACAAAAAAUAAUUAAAGUUUAAAUUUAAAAAAACUCUUUUAAAAAUAGUAAAACCAACGAACAUAACAUCAACGAACAACUCUCUUAUUGUGAUACCUAUAAGGCUGCAUGCAGUGAUCAGUCUACACGGACAUCUCGAGCGCGAGGUCCGUUACAUUAGCACCCCCAACUUGGAAUUUCAUUAAAAAAUGUGCAUCAAAAAUUGUUUUUCUAAUUUUACACAUUUGUAAUCGCAAAUUCCAAAUUUGUACACCACUUAGAACCUGUGAAAAUCGAUAUUUUCUGCGGUGGUUCUAAUGUAACGUUGCACCAACACUCCACUUUUUGUACAAUACACCUAUCGACUCAAAACCUGCACCAACAUUUGUUCUAACAAUUUUUUUUUUUUUUUUUUCGACGCUUUAUUAUAAUCUUCGUUACAAUAUUUUCAAACUUUUACUCUUAAACGCAUCGUAUAUUCCUAUAUAUCGCCAUUCGAUUGUUAUUUGUAAUUUUUCGAUUUUAAGGGUAACAUUUUGUAAUAAUAUUAUUGCUGUGAACGAGAUCGAAGUCAAAUUAACUUUGAGUUUUUUUAGACCAACGAGUAUGUUAUGUUUUUUUAAUAAACCUUCUAAAACUCCAUAAACCGUGAUUUUGUUACCUCACGGCUCGGAAUACGGAUAACGUCUAAAUAAAUAAACACGCCGUUGUGGUAACGCGCGAUAAAACAGUCACUCUGUAUACACAUUAUUAUUAUUGUACGUGACGGGAGUUCGUUUUUGCUGUAUAUGUGUGUGUGUAAACGAGGAUGACCAUCGUCGCGAUUCGAUCGCUGCAAGGGGGAAAAAAAUAUCCAAAACUAAACAAAAAAACUAUCGUUUUCACCACGUAAACGUCACAAAUAUUAUGUACGACGACCGGCGCAGUGGCGCCACACAUACCUUACUGAGUAGUGAACUACUGCACUGGUAACCUAAUAGGAUAUUUUGGAUAUUUUGUGUAUUCAAAUUUAACACUCAAAAUAAAUAAAACCAAUAAUUUAGUAACUGAUAAACUCUGUACGUAUAGUUGUAAUAAUACAACACGGGCUUUACAAUGUUUACAUUUAAAACAAUACAUUAUUAAUUAUUCUAAGUAUUAUUAAAGCAGGAAAGAAGGAUCUUGAUUUGCUAAAUACAUGCACCUGCGUAGAGGUUCAUUAUGACCAUAAUUAGUUGAGGAAGUAGGAAGUGAAAAAAGAAUAGGGUGACGUGAGUGCCGCACUGAAAGAGAUAAUGUGGGAUAAUAUGGGAUAAUAAAUAAGUCGAAUCAAUUUUCCCUUGCGGUGAUCAAGCCAAGAAAGUAAGGUUAGCAGUUUGCCUACGAUUAGCUAGCGUGUCAAGUUAAGUAACUGCAGAACAGGUGUGUAAUCAUAUGAUUGAGACACUAAAUUUUUUAUGCGGAGCUAACAUAGUUCAAAAAUGUACGCUGGAACCUUUCAAGCAUGAUCGAAUUACAAGCUGUAUGAGGAUCUCAGAUGAUAGAGCCGUAUUCUGAAUAGUACGAAGAAUAGAUAAUUAUUUUUAUGUUAAUGGUUUAGUUGAUGAUUUUGGUAUUUUUCCGUAUGUAUCUAUGCGUUUACUUCAAUAUACAAUACGUCGGAAUAUAUUUUUAGGUCUUUUUCUUUUUUUUUUUAUUAGACUAUGACAACAUUUUAAAAUACAUUCAUUGUUUUCAAUUAGUAUGUGCGAACGGUUCGUCUGCAAAUCCGCUGACAAAUCGUCUAGAUUAUUUAUAGGAAGUCGAAUAAUCGCAUUAUAUUUGUACGUAUUUUGGAUUUCAUGCGAAAAUACACCACUGGCAGUGGAACGAGAUGGGCGGGCUGGUGUAAACAAAUAUGACGUCUGCACUGGCUUUUUGGAAAAACCUUUGGGCGCCACCUGACAACCUGACCUUUGUACAUCCGGUAGAGGAUAACAAUGCGUACAGGAUGUUCGCCGACCUUGACACUCCUGCCGCCGCGGUAGCUGCAGAGUUCCGGACGACGUGCGCCGUUAUAAUAAUAUGCGCGUAUUUCGUAAUUUCGUAUCACAUAUUGUACCUGUCGAUGUAAUAUUUCACACAGUCGGCGAAAACCGUACUUUUUUUUUUUUCUCGUCAACCGGUGAAUAUAUUAUUAUUGUGUUUUCGUUUCUGUGUUUGCAACAGCAGCAGCACGGUAAACAUCAUCAUGCAGUUUGUGCAGUUUGACCGGUUCGCUUUUACUCGCAGUACGUCGCGGCGGGUUUGUCAAGUGUUUUUUUUUUUUUUUUACUACCCGAACGCAUUUAAAUGGUAAUAUAAUUGUUUCGUUUUCGCCGCGUACCUAUCGUAUAUUUCAUCGGCCGCCAAUUUAUGUUUUCAAACUCCGUCUUCCGGUUUUAUUUACGAACUCGUAUAAGGAAACAACGCACGUUUUGACCAAUAAUAAUAAAACAAUAUUAUUUAAUAUUUAGGAUGAAAAUCUGAAGGAUCGUCGGGAUAUAUAUAUAGAGUCAGAAUUUCAAGUUAUUUUCCUCGAGUCCAAAUCGAUCGGUUAUAUCUGCAAUCUGCGGUUAUCACUACUGCACUAUUGUCAGCAGUGCCGGAUCGGGAUUAUAGGAUGCCCGACACUGAGAUUUUUCGUUAAUAUUGAAAACGGCCCAUGAGUACUCUCACGGUCCCAAAAAAUCGUACGUUAAUUUUGAACGUUCGGAAUAUUAUUAUUUUUUAUUAUUAAGAAAUAAAUUGAAAUUUCGUUGGUUCACACACAUACGCGGAUCAGUCCACCGAGUUUUCGUCGAUGGGCCUAACUUACCCGAACCGACUUUGCGGUUAUCAGUAAAUAUCCGUCAUGUUAAUGUUAAUGUUAAUGUAAACAUCUCGUUAUGAAUUAACCGAAACGUUUUAUUCUCGAAACGUCUCUUGUAAUGUAUAUCAUGUCGUUUUGAAUGUUGAAAAUCGAAUCUUCUGUUGACAGUUAUUCGGAUCGAAAUGUUUUAAAAACAUAACGCUAUCAAAGUACGCCUAUACGAUUUUCGUCUUUUUUUCGCGAUUAAUAUUGUGAUGUACAGUCUCAUUAUUGGUUUUUUUUCACGAGAAAAAUAAGUAAGUCUAAGGAGUCUUGUUUGUAUACGCGUGUUGGACUACUAUUAUAAAAAAAAGACCGACAUACUUCGCACGAUAGAUGGGCCACUGUUGUAAACGAAAAUUUGGAAAGGUAGGAUACAGAGAGGAAUUCAAUGUAUUUUCGUAUGCAAACGAAUAAUCAUUACUAAUGAAAUGCGAUUCUGAGCGGAGAGUUCGUUAUACGUGUUUUAAAAGGCUAUUAUAUUUACUAUUUUCGUCAACAUUUUAAAUUAAAAUUCUUAUAAAAAAACAAAAGUACUACAUUAAACUCAAUUUUUUCUCGUUGAAUACUUAACAGAAUUUAUAAUGAACAUCUCGUUAAAUUUUCAAGAAUUUCUGUUUGGUCUAACAAUUUUAUCCACUGAGUACCUUAUACCGAGUACAAAUUACGUAACAAAUUCUCAAAAUUAAAAUGUCUUUAUGUAGUUUAACUACGGCUCAAAUGUUUUGAAAAUGUUACCACGUCUAGAAAAGGCAAAUAUAAGUUUUCUGUCCAAAUGUCUAGCCUAUACGAAUAUGUUUAAUUGAAUUGCAACAAAAAAUUAAAAUUGAUCAUAAUAAAAGCAUUAUUUUCGUAAAUUUUUUCGUUUUUCCUACGUUUUUUCCAUAUAUUUUGAAAAUUACUUGGAGAAUCAACCUCCCGAAAGUUUACCCAAUAGAUAAAAUUUUCGCUUAGAAAAAGUGCUACACUUGAUUCAUCGGAGCUAGAUUUCUGGUUGGUAAGAUUUUUGUAGGUACGCGGUUUAAAAAAAAAAAAAUUAAACAUCAUUGUAAGACCAAUUGUAAAACUAGCUUCGCUUAGCAUCUGAAAACGGUAAUUUCCAUAUUAUACACACAGUAUGCAUUAUUAUAUGUAUUGGGAAAAUAGUUUUAUUGCACGUAGAACACAAAUCCCGUUUUAGUGUACAUUAUUUCGACUCCGUGUACGCAGUUAUUUCUAUACCCAUGUAUACAUAUCACAAUAGUUAUUAUUUCCUCCACACACCCCCUCCCCUCUCCCAUCAAAACAGUAAUAGGUAUCUUGUAUAUUAUAUAGUAUUGUUUUUGCCGUCCGUGACAAACAAAUUAUUGUGAAACUCCCUCGUCCCGCUAUAAUAUAGCUGCAGUAUCAUAUUAUUGUAUUAUUAUUAUUGUUGUUGUUGUUGACUUUGAAACGAGAUACACUCGCGCGGGGUUGAAUUUCGCGUACGCUCUCUAUAGCAACGAUGACGACGACGAUGAUGAUGUUAUUUACGUUCGAAUACGGACGUUUUUUUUUUUCUUUUUCAAGUUUUUUUUUUUAUCGAUACAUAUAUGUGCCGUGUCAUCGCGCUCACCCGUUUUUUUUUUUUUUUUUUUUUUUACAUUUUAAUUGAGCCAAUUAAUCGCUAAUAAACAACUAUAUAUACACUAUUAUACAGCAUUGGUAUACCACGGUUAUUGCUUACACCGCUAUAGCUAUUAUUAUCGCGUACUCUAACAAUAAUACCUAAUAAAUAAAUUGUCAUUAUCAACAUUAUUCCCGGGCAACGUAUAGACACUGACGCUGCUGCUGUUGCUGCUGUAGCGAUGACUGAUUAAAUGACAUAUUAAUAAUGUAUCAAAUAAUAUUGUAUACUUAAUGCACUGAUAAUAUUUUCUAAUAUUUACAACUGGCCUGUACACGUCAUAGUUCUGUUUCUCUAUUUUAUACUUUCUCUCUCGACUGGCGAUAUUUACACACGGGUAUCCAUUAUAAUAUUGUGUUUUCGAUAUAGCUUUGGAAAUUUUAAUUACGAUUAUAAUAUUCAUCAGAGUUAUAUGAGUAUACAAAAUAUUUCACUUGAACAACUCGAAGUAUCGAUGACUACUCUUAUUCUUCUCCUUCGCCUUCGCCCCAACAAUUUAGGGUCGACCGCCCUCGUCUUAAACUUUCACUUGACCCGAUAUCCUACAUGCAGGUCCUUGCAUACACCCGCCGUCCUCAUACCAUUCUCGAUCGUAUCUCACCACUUCUAUUUUGGUCUCCCUCAAUCCCCCUCUUUCUUCAUUGUAUCAUUUGUGCGGCGGCACGUCGUUUGUACACCACUACUCUCCCUCUACCCAAACCUUAAAGUGGAGUAUCUCGUCAACGAAAAUCAAAAAUGUUAACAACAAAAUUUCUUUUAACUAACACUAUUUAUAUAAUAUGAAACUUUUAAUAUAUAGGUUACCAUUUGAAAAUCAAAAGUCAAUAUUUGUUUCAGUAAGGGCGAUAAAAUAUAAUUGGCGAUAUAACAUCAUUUUAGAUCUGCUUGUUUCAUAAAUUAUCAAAACAUUUUUAUUUUUUGAAUAAAAGAAUCACCCUGUGCAUUUUUUUCACGAAAAUUAAAUAUUUCGUGAAAAUUUAGAACUCAAAUUUUAAUAUUUCUAUAUACAGAUAUACGGGCAGUCGCGUGCAAUCGCUACGACCUUGCAUGUGUAUGAAAUACACAAUUUUUUUAAAUUUAAUUAAAAAUGACAAAAUAAAUAAAUUUAUAGUUUUAUUAUAUAUUUGUAUUUCGGUGCAGUGUGCACGUCAAGUGCAGCAUACACAUUGUCUAAUUAUGUUUUACCGACUAUUUAUGACUGAGAAUUUUUCAACAAUACGAGUAUAACUUUGUUAUUAUACACGUAUAAAUAUUCGCUGAAAAACAAAAGUGUAUUUUAUCCGAACAAUAAAUAAAUUUAAAAUUAAAAUUUAACUUAAGAAAUUUAUAUCUCGGGUUUAUUUCAUAGACCUGCUGUAGAAUGCGAUUCCCAAAUUAACGAUCAUUACAAUAAAAUUAUUCGGAUAUAUUAUUUGAUUUGAUAACAAGCGAACACACAAGUAACGCCGUACUAUCAGUGCCGUGCGCAAGGGGAGCUGGCAGCUGCAUUCCGUACGAGACUUCUUUGCCAGUAUUUUGAAUAAAAAAUAAUAUAUUAGAUAUUAUAUGAAUUUGUUUUAAAUAUGAAACCUGACGUCCCUUACAUUUAGUGAAUUGGUGCAAAUAAGAGAGUGGGCUAUGGGGGAUUGAGCCUCUCUCUCUAUAAAAAGAAAUAUUUCAAUUAAUUGAACCCACGAUUUUUGCGUGUGAUGUUUGAUUUAAAAGAUCAUCGGCUCCUGUGUCCAGAGAACCUGCGUAAACUUUAGUAACGAAAUAACAUUGUGUUAUGAAUUAUGAUAUUUUUUACGUUUUUAAAUUUCGUUUUUUAACAAUAGUUUUCCCGUAGCGAGUGUGUAUAAAUAAUAUAACGCGCGUAAAACUUAUUGUCGUUUCGGUUUUAUGAAUUUCGUGCGAAAAAUAAAUAAGAUUAAUCCUUGACAAUUGAAACUAUAUACCUAUAUAUUGUAUUAUGUGUAUAAGUGUUUGAACCAAUGUCGUUAUAAAGUUUAGAGUGGAAUGGUCGAAUUUAUUUUCAAAAAAGUUUCGCAAUACGCUGCUAUUGCACGAAACUAAAAUUAUUGUUUGAAAAUUAUGUGACGGUUGACGUAAACUGCAAUUGUUUUUUCGCGAAUUCAAUUCGGUAAAAUUAUAAUAAACCGGAGGACGAAAAAAUAAACUUCCGGAGGUCCGCGAUUGUAAUAAUUUUAAAACCCGAUUUGAAUUCAUAAUAAGUUUUUCUCGCGAGAUGUAAACGGACGGACGGAGGGGAAUCGGAUAUGUAGUGUUUUUUUUUUUUUUUAAUUAAAUCAUUAUGGAUACAAGUACACUCACCAUAGGAAGUACAAUGUACACAUUUUUUUUUAUCGAACAUACAAAAGUAUAAAAUAACAAUUUUCGGUCAUCUGUAUUUACGACAUAAAAUUAUGUUUUAAUGCAGGUUUUUUUCGUUUUAAAUAAACAAAUUAAAAAAAAAAAAACAUACUUUUCCAAGGUCGUAAUAUAGUUACAAGAUUUACAAGAACUCUCGACAAUAUCGAUCUUAUAACUGCAAUAUAUAUUAUGCAGUCCUUCAAUAAUAUUGAUACUCGUAUAUUUUUUUGAUAUGCGGCGUUCCAACUCUAUAGCAAAAUCAUUUCAUCUUCAACACUCGAAUCAUUUACUUUUAAACGUAUUACAUUGAUUUUUUUUUACGCAGUACACUUGUCGUUAUUAUAAAUACUAUACGUAUACGAAUAACAAUUUAAAUAAAAAAAACAAAUUAAUUUACAUAUAAGUUUCAAAAUUUUAAUGUACGAUUUCGGACCUGCACUAUGUGUUACAUCUUUAUGGAUAACAAAAGGGCCUAAUCGUCGAUUUUCAUAAUAUAUAAUAUAUUGUUCAGAUGAACAAAUAAUCGCGUUAUUGCCUCCCCUAACAUUUUUAAUCACUGACAUUUACGUCCUAAGGCGUUGAAACAUCGACUGUUGGAAUGAUUAUGAUAUCGAUUAUUUUUAAAUUUGAUUAUCGUUGCAUAUAAUACGUAAUCGCUAAUGGCGUAUUCGCGUGGAGUAGGGGAAAAAUGCUUUACCUCACCUCAAUCUACACCUCUUCCCUGCCGAUCGCGUUAAAAUUAAAUAUUUAAUCUAUUUAGCAUUGAAAACUUACGGCCAGGGUUCGGAACUUAUAUACAGUAAUUUUUUGUUUAUUUGUUUGGUAUGUCAUUGAAAUCUGUUAUGAACAUGUAUGUCACGUUACAACGAGUUCAACUAUGAAAAUUAAAAAUGCUUAAAAUGUUUUUUUGUUUCACAUAUUUCGUUAGGUUAAAAAAAAAAAAAUAGCUUUUUCUAUAGUUUUAUUUUGCCUAUUGCAGCCUAUUCGCAUCAACUCAACUAUAUAAUCAGAAAUAAUGAUUGCACUUUUUAAGUAUGUACUCAAUAUUAUGCAUUUACAAAAAAAAAAAAACCCAAUAAAAAUGUUUUGCAUCAUAGAUUUUAUUUUAAUUGCGUAAUUGUAUAAAAAUAGUUCAAAAAUCGCUAGAAUGUUUCGAAAAUUUGAUCACGUCUCGUUAAUAUUAAUUAGUAUUAGUAUUAGUGAUUUUGUGUGAACAUUUCAGUUUCUACGUUCAUUUUUAACUGAAUAACAAAAAAAAAAAAGCCAAAAUCGAAAAUAAUGAAUUUUUUAUUGCCGUUUACUUUCUUUUACAGUUGUCUACAUGUUUCUCAAUUUUUUCGAAUCGUCUUCGAUACAUCAAUAGAUACGAUAAUUUGCUUUCUGCAGAAAAUUUUAUACACUUGAAAACUGGUGCAAUAUUAUCCGGUAGAAAAGUUCUUAGCAGAUAGAAAAAAAAAGAGCCGGUACUGCUGAUGAGUGUGCCACUGUUGUAGGUGAGAAACUGGGAAGAUAGGAUAUACAGUUGUUUAAUUUAUAAAUGUGCGCAACGAUAAAUCAUAACGAAAAUCAAGCCAGUUACGGUUUUAAAAAACAUUAAGGGAGGGGAUAAUUUUAAAUUGUCGGGCCCCAUAUCAUAAUGACAUAUAUCAAAAAAAGGAUGAAGAUUGUUUAUGGUAUAAUCAUAAAUUAUACAUAACUUUCAUUUUAGAUUCUGAGUGGUUUCUACAAUUGUUUUAUCUAUGGACAACUUUUCUACUAGAGAUCUGGUUCCGAUAUAUAUGAUGUAGACAUUUUUCUGAAAGGAAAUUUUGUUGGUGAGGUCAAAUUUCGAUUUUCUUAAGAGUUUUCCCAACAAACGAAAAAACCGGGAAAAUCAAUACAAUAUUAAGCAAACAUUAUUAAAAAAAAUAUAUAAUGCCUAUUUAAUUAUUUACCAUAUUAUAAAAUUUGUUUUGUUGACAAAGCAUCACCAUUAACUGAACUCCGCUCAGAAUCGUUUCUUUGUUGGCAAUGGUUUAUCAUUGCUUACGUUAAGAACAUACCUAACGGUUGACAAAACGUUCGGAAUAUAAUAUUAUCAGUGAUGGUGUUCCGGGAAAUUUUUUCUAGAGUACUCAUACUAUAACGUAAAGUAUCAUAAAGUAUAUUUUAUUAUGUGUGGCGCAGGAAGAGCCAAUGUCAUUUUUUCGAAAAAAUCUGUCGGGAAAAAAUGUUUAUAAUAUUUCUAUUUUCUAAAUAAAAAUUGUUGUAAGUUUUUGUGAAAAAUUGAAAAUUACACAAACAUUUAUAUUUAAUAAAAUACACAGAGCCCUAUGGGGAAUUUCAAAUGUCAAAGCCCAUUUCCCAACAAAAUGUGACAUCGUCUCCUCUCGCACCGAGCGCCACAAAUAUAAUAUAAGUGGCACGCGAACAAAAAAGUCUGAGAGCUUCUGGUCUAGCCGGCGUACACGGGAAUUCGGGCGUGUAUUACGCAAUUACACAGUCGUGUGCACUCCCCCGGGAUAACGCCGCCGAACCGGGAAUCGCGACGUUUCCGUUUUCAUCCGGAUCUUAUCGUUGCUUAUCGUAAACGUACAACGGACCGCGGCUGUUCAGACUUGUGCGUAUCCGUUUUUCGCGUACGCGCCGAGGGACCCCCGUUAAGUGGCAACACUGCCCCGCGUCGCAUAUAUCGAUUGACCCUCGUGGUCACCCCUCGCGAGGGACGCGCGUUCCCGAGAGAAGCGCGUUCGGCGUGCGUACGCAGCACAGCUGCAACCGCGCCACUGCAACGACGCGGCCGUUGUGUUUGAAAUCAAACGUCGGCCGAGUGUGUCGUGUGUUCGCGUGUUUUUUUUUUCACAUAAUAUUUUUUUAUAAUUAAUUAUUUAAUUUCUACUGUCGUUUUUUACCGCCUUCCCGUGAAUGCGCAGUUUUCGUUUUUUGUCCGCCCGAAAUGGAUUCGUCCGAUUUCCGUAUACCAAUACGGUCGUUACACAUAAUUAAAUAGCCGCAAUAAUAAUUAUCGACUCUGGUCGUACGAACUUUUAUUCGGAUAUUCAGUCUGCAGACCGGCCACCGCCGGUAUAGGUAUUAUUAUAAAUCGAGAACGACAACGAUAUAACGUAAUGACGACGAGCUGCGUAAUAUUGUAAAUCUCGUUUUCGAUGUGUAAUUUUGGUUUGUUCCCCCUUCCCCCCCCCGUGCGUCAAAAUUCGUGUCGUGUCGUUUUCGUCUUCGUCGUAAGAUAAUAAUAUAACACACGCGUGCGAUAUUUAGUAAGUCCGUUCUUUGGCGGUGUUUUUUAUUUAUUAUUUUUUUUUUUUCCGUAGUUCGUUAAAUACUUUUUUUUAGCGUAAGUACUUUGUGUAUUUCCGUAGGUAGAAUAUAAUAUUAUUAUCAUUGUUAUUGUCGAGCCAGCUCGUAGCUUUUUAUUUUUUUUCUGUCCAUAAUAUCCGCGCAGAAUUAUAUUCGUGUAUACGAUUUUACGCGACACGAGAAUCGUCGUCGGCGUUCAGUUUUUUCGCGUAGGUAUACGCGGUACGUACCGCACGACCGCUGCGACGUCCGGCUUCCAGACGACAGGAAUCUGGAGAUCCUAUUUUUAUGUACUUAUACCUCUUCGGUCGUCAACCUCCAUCCGGCGUGGUGGACGACGUGAUUUCCAAAUUUAGCAUUAGCCGCGUGCUAUGCGCACAUUAUGUUAUGAUAAUAAUACAGUCUGUGUUGUACACAACGGGUAUACCUAUACUAUUAUUAUUACACUCGGGCCAUAAUACAAUAAUACGACGGUUCUAGUCGCGGUAAUAUCAGUAUUGUUGUUAUUGCGCGUUUAUCCUUCGGAGACACGACGGCGAUAAUUGAUAACGAUGAUAUUGCGAUCGGCUCUUUCGCGAUAACAAUAAAAUACGAACGUAUACACGAUUAAUAAACGUUACGCCUCACAAGGGCCCCGGGGCGUGUGCAAGUAAAUUUUUCAUGUAAAUUUCGCGUAAAAUUAAUGCGCGCGGGCCAUUUGAUUAUCCCCGACACGAGUAUGUUACCGUCAUACUGCCCCGUAAUUUCGUUUGUUCGCGAGAUUACACCGUCCUGUGUUUUUCGAUUUAGCGUUGAAUUUAGUUCGGGGUGUUAGGUUCACGUCUCGUAUUCGGUCUGAAAACGCGUUACGACAACAUUGUGAUAACAUUUUCGAGAAACGAAAAUACGAUGUUCGCUAUUGGCAAAACACAAUGUUAUUAUAACGUAACACUUCGGACCCGGAGAAGAAGUCUUUUUGUUCAAGUCGAUUUUUGGCAUUUUUUUUUUUUUUUUAUAUAUAAUUUGGUGGUCUUGUGCAUUCCUCCCCCCCCUCGUCCGGCGCAAACGUCACGAGUGCACGCGUCUUUUACUGCAAACGAAAGUAUCGCGAGCCGUUACUAUAUGGUGUACUUUUUGUCGUUUGGCGUAUAAAUGACUCGACUCGGAGGACUUCAUUGAAAAUUGUUUAGCCGUUUAACGAUAUUACGUUACAAAAUUCCAUCCGCUCGCGUUGAUUCGUCCCAGCCGUGUACUUCCCCGGCACCAAAAAUAUAUUGUACAUCUCUGUCUGAGUGAAAAUACAUUUCGGAAAAAAAAACCAAACAGCGACUAACACCUAUAAUAUAAUAUAAUACAGAUGACUGUAGUACGAUUAAUUUUAUAAUCAUUUCUUUUUCCUUUUUUUUUUUUUUUUUCACUAGCUUUAGCAGUUUCGGACGAUUUAAACAAAUGUUGUAACAAUACCGUUAUUAUUAUCGUUUAAUAAUUCAAAUGAUUUGCGCUUUCGGCUAUUGUAACCGUAUACGAGUUUUCGUUAAAUAACAAUUAUCGCGUAGUGUAGGUAUAAUUCUGGUUUUAUAUGGUAUUGAACGUUGAAAACGCUUUCUGUGAUAUUGUUUAUACGAUAUAUUAUAAUUAUAUUAUCAUAACACGAUUUUGCUAGUAUUUCGCUCGCCCUGUAUAGUAUUAUCGUUGUGAAUUAUGAAUUGCAAUUGUUAAGGUACUCGCAUAAUAAAUUUACGUCGAAAUCUACUCGGUCUAUUAACAAACCUCCCCUCCCGCGCGUAUUAUAUUAGGAAAUUCUUGAUAAAAAAAAAAAAAAAAAAAUUGUUUUACAUUCGGUUUUUCUUCUGAGUAUACGUACUAAAUUAAAUUUUUAAACGUACAUUAAUUUAUAUUAAACGGUUUAUAAUUGUAUUUCUAUUUUCUCCGGCCAAACAAAAUAUGUACGUGCCGAACUCGUAUAAUGCAAUGGCGUGAAAGUGCACCUAACACAAUGUAUUAUAAUAUAAUGCACUUUUAACUGUUGUAAAAUUAUAAUUUACUGUUAUUUUUUUUCCGAAAAUUACUGUUUUAUAUAUUAUGAUUUGCGUCUAAACGUAAACGGGAACAAUAAAUUAAAUUUAAAAAGUUAUUUUUGAAAUACAUACCUAAUACGUAAACGGUUAUAAAGUCAAUUAUAAUUUGUCCGGGUCAUAAACGAAGACAAUUAUAUAUAUUAGAAUUCAUUAAUUCAUUAGAGUCGAUUAAUUUUUAUGGCAUAAUUGACAUCGCGGCCCACUCACCUAAUUAUCGGUUUUAAUUACGUUCGAAGGAAAUAAUAAUUGCAAUGCAUAAUAUAGAAAAUAUAUACUAGAAUUAAUUAAUAUACUCGAAAUCGAUAAACAUUUUACCCGUUUAUAUCGCACAGUUAUCGUACGCCGUAGCGGACUUCGACAAGUUUCAUUAUGAUUAUUAUAUUGUGCAUUUCCGAGCCGCGAAGUCCGUCGUAUUAUAAUUCAUUUUUCGCAUUUUCGUUUUGUUUUUCCGCGCGCGACAAACUUCCUGUGUAUAAUAUCAUAAAACGAGCGUGUCGACGCUGAUCUGGUCUAUCGACGUUAUAAGUUUAGUGUUUGUCUUUUUUUUUUUUUUAAAUAUUCGAUCGAAAAUAAUACGUAUCGAAAUUGUAUUAGUGAGAACUCGUUCCUUCGGUAAUAUUAGUUGUUUCGUAUAUCGUCCCGCGAUGAUCUGCUACUUGAAAUAACUUUUGUUCUAUUUAAUAUUUUUGAUAUAUAUAUGUAUAUUUUUUUAAAUAAUUAGUAUGCCUCUGCGCUACAGUCUUUUAUUUUCUAUGAUUUUUUGAAAAUUUGAAUAAUUUUCUUUUCAAUCAUAACAAUAUUGUUUAUCACCAUUGACCAUUGUUAAUUUACUUUUCCAAUACCCAUUGCCUAAAAUAUGAUAAUAUAUUAUUGCAUGAUAUUAACCCAUGGAAAAGAAAAUCCUUGUCAUUUAUCCUGACUAAUAACUGAUAAAAUAUUGUAAUGUAAUAACCACAAUAGGUAAUAUUUAUAUUUACAAAAUGUCAUAUUAUUAUUUAUAUCGACUUUAAUCGUGUUUUAUAUGCAAUACAGGACAUGUACCAUUCACAUUUACCCAUUUCGUCUUUUCGUCAAGCUUAAUACAAUAGUGUUCUUCUCGUCCAUGUUUUGUUUAGUACUUUUCAUUCGUUAUUCUCUCAGUCCAGCUUAUCUUUAACGUCUCGAACACUUCUAAUCUCUUUUUGGCUCUUCUGCUGCUAAUAAUCGUCCUGCAGGUUUAAAUUUCAUGUAGCAAUAUAUAUGUUCCGAACGUAUCAUUUUCAAUAUUCUUCAAGGUGAAUUAUGUACCUUUUUUUUUUUUAAAAAAAAAAGGAGCUAUUUUUGGUUAGAAAAUUAUGCGUUUAACCGUCUUUUUAUAGGUAUCUCUUCCAUCGUUGUACUGUUUGUUUUCCUAUAAUAAAUGCAAUUAUAUCGUACAGGAAAUUGUCAAAUCUUGCAGGUGCACCCUGUAUAAUAUUAUAUUUGUAUUUUAUAGUGUUAAAUUUGUUUGUUGUAUCGACAUCGUGGCUAUAUAUUAUAGUUGUUUUAGGUAUACCUACAUAAAACCGAGUUGAGGCAUGCCGCGCGCGCAUUUCGAGUGGUUUCAGCGAGUAUAUUUCCUAACCUAACCGUAGGUACCUAUAUAGCCGUAUAUAAUAGUGGUCUGAAGUUUUAAGUUUUUCCCAACUUUGUUUUUAAUUACUUAAACCGAAAAACAUCACGCAAUCGCAUUAUCGCGUGAUUCCAGCGCGUAUAUCACGUUCGAUAAAAUAUAUCCUCUUCGCCUAACGGUUUGACGACUUUUCUGUUUUUUUUGUUUUUUUUUGUUUUUUGUGCGUUAUCUGUGAAGAACCGAAAAGUCAUAAAUUUUCGUUUUCAUAAUAUUUCUGUUGCGCAAUGCGAUUGGACGGAAAGGCGCGGUUAUAUUAUUAUACAAUAUUACAUUUAUUACCUACCGCAGACGAUAUGUUAUUAAACACACAUGUAAUAUCCGUAUAAUAUCCGACGUAAUAUUGUUACCGUGUAAAAAAAUAAAAACUAUGAAGGGUAUAACAGGACUAUUUGACAUUUUUACAUUGUAUAGUUACUUGUGAAAAUGUCAAACAGUCCUGUUACACCCUGUAUAAUAAUAAUGAUGAUAAUUUCAGCGUUGUCGACAUGCAGACUGUAACGGCUAAGGUGCAUUUGGCAUGGAGUGAGUGUAUAUAAUAUGUACCUAAUUAAUUACAAUGUUUUUUUUUUUUAACUACGACCCGGUUAUUGUUUGUUUUUGGUUGCAAUAAAAAUUCGAUGUGGACGGCCCGGUAAUUCGCGAGCGCACACGGUCGUAAACGAAAAUUAUCGCAUUUAUUCGUCCGUGCGAUGAAUGCUAGGGUACAAUACGUAUUUCGAUAAAUACACGCCGUUAUUACGUAUACUUCAGUGGCGUUAUUGUUUGUACUUAAAUGGCGGCGGCGGCGUUUACAUAAAAAAGGUCCACGGCGCGGUAUGCGCUGUAAAAAUUACAAUCUACACCCGCGUAUGUAACAGCCAAGACCGCGUCAUAAUAUUUUGUCUACAAUAUUAUCGCACAAUGUUCGUAUAUGUAUAAUAAUGUAUAUAUUUUAUUACCGGUGGGCGUUCUAAAACCAAUUAAAAAAAAAUACACAUAUAGUUUUUUACUAAAAUACACGUGUGCGAUUCGAUUUAUAACUUUAUCGUACAUCGCACGCGAGUAUUUUACGGGUUGGCCAUUUUUUUUUUUUUUUUUUUUUUUCUUUUUUUUUUUUUUUUAUAUAAUAUAAUAUAAUAUUAUUUUAGUAUACGUGUAGUAAAACGUAUUGAAAUCUGUUUGAAUCGUAGACCCGAAUUAAGACGGUAUCGGCGCACUAUUUAUUUUAUAUUUUCCCCGACUCGCAACACGGCGAAUUUUCGCGUUCAGCAGAACCAAAUUCAAAGAGUGUACGAAAGUAAUUUAACGCGUUACAAGUUAGUUUUCAUCAUUUCGUCACCGAUAUCUUGUAACUCGGAAUUUUUUUUUCCUGAAGUUACCGACAUGUAUUUAUCGUGGUGGACGAAAAAAUAUAUACAUUUUGAUAACGUUCUAUUAAUAUGGAAAAUUUGUUUCUAGCAUAAAUUCAUGAAAGUUAUUAUAUCUAUUAAACAAUUAAUUAUAAAGAAAACCGAUUAAAAAAAAUUAAAAAAUUAAAUUGUACAUUUUUGAUGAGUAAAUAGUAACUUAACGAGUUAUUUUUUUUAUUUAGGAACUUUUAACUUAACUAAGUUACUCAAUUAAGGGUAAUUACUAACUUACUCGGUUACUAAAGUCGAGUAACUUGCACAGCGCUGAUCAAACUUGUGUUGUUAACUUGAGUAUAAUGGAGUGAAUUGACCUAUUAUCGAAAAGUUGAGAACGUAUUAUCUGUAUGAUCGUGUUUAUACGAAGGGUUUUUUUUUUGUUUAACGAUAUUUCAAUUUGUAUGCAAGUUAUGUAAGUAUAUAAAAUAUUACGAUAAUAUCUCGUUUCAAAAUCGAAAUAUCGUAAAAAAAAAAAAACCGCUGUAAAAACACGGAUUAUAUGUUUUUAACUGUAAGUCUGCAGAUAAUAUAGGUCUAUUCACUCUAAUACUUAAGAGUUAAGUUAACAAUACAAGUUGGGUUCUGCAAAUGUAUUAUGUUGCGCGCGAGCCAAAGAGAGAAAUCAAAUAGAGCGCCGACAUCCUCUUAAAAAAAACAAAAAAAAAACAACUUUGUUAGAAAUAGAUAGCUUACCUACAACAUUAUACAUUACAUUAUCUAUAUACCCAAUACCCAUUAACAGUGGGAGAUGUGGGAAGUUUAAAAACAAAGUAACACCAUUGUUAUAUAUAGAAAAAGAUACUUUGGUUUAUAGGUCUUACUAAGACCGUCUUGGGUUUUUAGGUACAGCUAUUUUGGCUAUCUGUUUCUAAUAUUGUUGGCACUGGAAAGUGUAUUUGUACAUUCUGUAUUACAAUAUACCAACAAAUAUAAACAUUUAUUUUAUAUUAUUUAAUGAAAAAUUGACUGCAUAAAAAAAGUAACAAAAUAAUUGUAUAUUUUACAUUAAUAUUAGUACUAGUUUUUAUUUUUUUAAGAGUAUUUUCAUAAUGUAUAUUAUGUAAAUAAGUAUAUAGUCGUUUUAAUUAAUUUAAAUUAAGUUAUUAAAAUAAUUGAAUUACUUGAUAAUUUUAUAGAUUGAAUGUAAAACUCGUUAAAUUCCGUACGUAUAUAACUCUGAAAUACUAUUAAGAGUAUACUUAACUCGGUUUGCGCUAAAAUAACCGCCCUGAAAUUAUAACGUUGAUUAUAUUAUUUUAAAUGGUUCCUUGGAUAGUACCUAUAUAUAUUAUAAUACUCGAGCUGUUUGCACUUUGGGAAAUAAAUUUGAAUGGUGUAUACUAUGUAUAAUACAGUGUAUAAAUACUCAAAUUGGUAACCUUGAAAUAUUACCGGUUUAACGCGAAAAUGCUAAAAUAUAAAUUUUAAUAAUAAAAAUACGUUCACGUGAUAUAAUUAUUACAGUAUUCGGCGGGUAUACGACUAUGUAUAGUACCUUGCAGCGGGAUUUCAUUGUCGUGGAACUAAAUUGAUAUUAUUUGUGAACAAAUUUCGGACAACGACGUACACGUCAUAUAUCGUUAGGCGUGCACAUUGUGCAGGCUUCGUCAGCGGGUUAUAAAUUCAGAAAAAAAUAUGGCCCCAGAAUAUAGUCGAAUAUAAUUGGUUGCCGAAAAUACAAUUAAAAAAAUCACAUUACGUUUAACCACGAUAGAUGAGAAUGUUUUAACUGCAGUUCGAAUUGAAUUACUAGCAAAAAUAUCUAAAUUUAAUUAUGUAUGUUGAACAAUUUUGGGCUACUAUCUGGAACUGCAUACUAUGCUGCAGCGGCACAUCCCGCAUGAUCUGCAUACCCCGUGCGCACGCAUAUUAUGAUACCUAUAUAAAUAUAAUACUAUAUUCUGUUUUCGUCGUCACAAAUUUUUUAAAAAAAAACACUAUUUGUAAAAAUAACAUUUUAUUCGUUAUAACAAUAUUCGACAUUUUUACCGAAAUUCCGUGUUAAAUAAUUAUAUUAGUAUAGGUAUAAUAUAGUAGUUUCAAAUAUUAUCAAUAUUAUCAUGGAACGUCUACAUGCAAUACGCAUAAAUUCCUUCUACUUAUAGGAUUUCAUAUGUCGUCAUACUAAUCUGUAAAAAUUCAAAUUCUCUAAAUCACUGAAAAACCAUGAAAAUAUCUAUAAAUAGAAUAUGAUAAAAAAAUGAAUGAAAUGGUCGAGUUUAAGAAAAAUGUUUAUCUCCAUCGGAUGUAAAAUAUUGUCAUUUUGGAGUUGGGACUUUUGUGACGAAAACGAUUUCGGCUUCUUUAGUACAGUUGCCGUUUUUGAGUUACAAGUUUACAACAAUCGCGGAUUUUUCCGAUGAUAAAAUACAAUAAUAGGAACGUCCCCCGGUAACGUACUUUUGGGAAUUGUCGGGAAUGCGUUUAAACAGGAGGAUAUGUAUUUUCACAAAAAAAAAAAAUAAAACACCCGCAAAACAAACAGCGAAUAGGUAUUAAAAAUAAUAUAAAACGAGUAUUGUUAUAAUAUAUUAUUGCCAUACUAUAGGUAUUCAAGUAAUAAAUAUUUUUUUUGGGAGGAUUUUCAUAACUACUAAACAAAAAAUAAUAAUAAUGAUAAAAAAUUACGAAUACCGAUAGAUCAGUGGUACGCGGUCCAUUACCACAUUUUGCGUGGCCAAGACUAAGACUAGAAUUGUUGUACGCUCCAAAAUCGAAAAUUCUAACGAAUAAACAUUAUAAAAUAUUUAUUUUGAAGUUUUAUAAAAUGCAAUAACUUUUAUUUGUCCCAUUUUAAUGUUAUUUGUCUGUAUUCGGACAAUUUAUUGCGGUUGUCAACAUUAAUAUAGACGUAAACGAGAUUGUAAAAGAAACAAAGAGGCGCCCGUCAACGUUAAUAUGAAAACAAAUCAAAUAAUCGAUAUCGAAAUUUAAUAAAUAAAUAUAAUAUUAUACAAUAAAUAAUUUUUCAAUUACUGUACUAACACAUUUAUUGAUAUAUAAUACGUAUAAAUUGUUAAUUUUUAAAACGUUUAUUCGGUCCUUUCCAAAAUUAUAUUGUAGUAAGAACCGCUGGUUUAGAAAAAAAAAAAACUAUUACAUGCUCGAAUCUAUUCACAAUAGCGGUUCAUCCAUAGGGUCACUAACGUUCCCCAGGUGAGGGGCUGCCAAAGGUUACUAUGUUUUGGACGGUAACUGGGCACGGUCAGUAUGUUUUGGGCAGUUGGGGAACGGCGAGCGUGUUUUUUAUAAGAUGCCACAGAUGUGUGUACUAUGGCACUAUGCGUUCAUUCAUUGCAAGGAAUCAAAUUAUGUUUUGGUUAUUCAUUAAUUAUUAUUUUAAUUUUUUUUAAAAAUAGUACUUUUAAAGUGAAAUUUUAUUUUCUAUGGCCAUAAUGUUUCUAUAUCCGUUUUCGAACAUAAGCCCUUAUGAAACUAUACAUGGGACAUUUUUAUACAUAGUAUACACGCUGUUAUACCCAAUAAUAUUAUAUCGAUAGAUUAUUUUUUAGAAAAUAGAGGGGGGCUUGUCAGUUGUCAGAAUGGAAGUUGAUCGAUAUUGAAAAGUAUUAAAUAUUAUAUAUGGGGGACAAGCAGGGAAUCUGCAGAGAUCCUUUUAUUAAUGAAAAUAUUAUCAUACCCGUUGGAAAGUAUUUGGAUUUAUUAAAUUAUAAUAUUAUCAACUAGCCGUUCUGCACAUGGCUUCGUCUUUGUCAAUUCCUCACCUUUUUUUGAUCAUUAAAAAAUUAUUUUUUAAAAAAUUCUUCCGAAAACAGAAAUAAAUAAUAAUAAAAAAAAUUCAAUAACGUGCGUCUACGUUUCCAUUAUCAUACAUGGUUAACCGUUGCACUGCACUUCCUCGCCCUUUGAAACGAAAUUACCUAAUAAUAACGUAAAAAAAGAAAACUGUGGUAUCAGAUUAAAACUCUAUAAAAUAUCAAAAGUAAAAAAAAAUAGUAUGUAUGAACAACAAAUAACAAACACAUCAAAGCCUGGAGUAUUAUUCUGUAUAAGAAGAAGAAUUGCAUAAGCUUAUAAUAAAGGUUAGGGAAAUAAAUUUAAAAACGUUUUCUGUAUUGACUAAAUUAAAAAAAUAGUAUUCUUUUCGAAAUUGUUUGGUUAGUAAAUACAAAUUCUUAAAUCUAUGUUUCCGUCGUUGUUUACGAUCUCUUUAAACAAAAUUUCUUUGCUUUCUGUGUAAAAAAUAUUAAUUUUUUCUAUUAUUUUACAUAUUAUAUUCAGUCGCGUAUUAUAACCUUUAUAUUACGCCAGGCUUUAUUUUGUUUUUUUCCGUAUGUUUAUACAUUUUUUUUUUACUUUAUUUAUAUCUAUAUAACUGGUUUUUUUUUCAAAUUGCAUCCACGUCAACAACUAAACCAAUAACAAAAAAAAAAAAAAAAAUACGAUUUUCGUUCCAAAACUGUGUUAGUAUCAACCACCAUAUUUUAUUGGUUGAAUUUCGGAAAUCAGACCUCGAGAUAAACGUCAGAAAACUCGUUCGUCCGCUACUGUAUGGACAUUUUCAGAACAUUUGCAUGCGAUCAAUUUAAAUAAAAAAAUACCUUGUUUUUUUUUUUUAUAGAGUUUUGUUUCAAUUUGUCCCUCGUGUUUGCGUUCAAUAUAUAUACAUUGUGUCACGGCUGUUUAUUUAUUUUUUUAAACUACCUACAAACGGUUUGAUUUUGAAUUUGUUUACUUUUUUCCAAUAUAACGGUAUCAACGUAUACUCACUUGCAGCAUAACCCCUCCCCCCCUUGAUCAGUAAUAACUAAAAUAAACAACUUGAAAACAUUGCGUAACAUGUUUACAAUACAAUAUGUAUACAUAAAAAUAAAUAACUAGCAUUAAAAAAAAUGGGUUCGUUAUAACGAUAAUGUUACCGCAGUUAUUGUACGCGGUCAUCAUGCGAUAAUUUCUAUAUGAGUUUUUUUUAUUUUUCUGUUUUAGAUGACAUGAUCGAAACUGAAAACGAAUCCCUUCGCGAACGCGUCUGCGACUUGGAAAAGAAAGUUUUGGAACAAGGCGACGAAAUCGUGUGCCUCCGGUCGACGCUGGCGGACGUACUCAGGCGGCUGAACCAGUUGGAAGGAAGUCGGACGUUGAGUCUUAACACAUCGGUUCUGAAAAACGGAAAUACGCCUAGAACCGGUACGCGCUAAUAACGUUAAUAAUUGAUACUGUUAUGUAUAUUAUAUAGAAUAUCCGCAUAUCUCAAUCGCAAUGACGGAGACGGCCGAGGCCGAGUGUAAAUAGGGAAAGUUUGAAUGAAAAAAAAAAAACCACCUAUUAUUGUUAUUAUGCGUUGUAUAGUACACAAUAUGUGUUGCUGAUCUGAUAAACGAACGGCUCGGCGAUAUUUAGGCGAGAAGGGAAUAAGCUUUAUAUCGGUUUCGGUCCGAUUUCCCCCCCCCCUCUCCCCCGUCGUCAUUUUGCGGUACGAAAUUCGCGUUGAAACAAAAUAUAUUUUAUACUUACCUAAUAUUAUUACAGCAAGGAAGUGCCCUUGAUUAAACAAUUUAAAGGAUAAAUAACGCAAAAAAAAAAAAUAUAAUAAUGAAGCCCAAUAAAAAUAUAAUUAUUAUAUUCGAGGUGAAAUGUUAAAUUUUUUUGUAUUAUUUUUAUUUGUUGUCUCGUAUGAAUUGCAUUCCUCUCGCAGUAUACCUAUAUGGCGAUAAUAAUGGACUUGCCGAUCAUCUAGUUUCAUAAUGCGCGUACGGUAUUAUUAUAAGUAUACUUAACCUAUUAUUAUAAAAAAAAGUUUUAUUAACGUUAAUAAUAGUUGACUACACGCAAAAAAUGAAAAAAAAAAAUUGUUCACGAUGUUAGUAUAUUAGACGCACUUAAGCCUGGGUCCACACAAUAAUGUUGAUAAUUUUACCUCCGCGAUAAAUAGACAACUGUAUAUCGUAUAAGAUACAGUGUCCAUGUGAUGACAGUAAAUUUCGUUAGAAUUUGCGAAUUUGAAUGUGGGUGUGAUUAAUGUUUUCGUUAAAAUUGAUUCUAGUGCUUUACAUAUUUCUUAAAAUUGUUCGAUAGGCAAAGUGAAUCCAAGUCAUAACUAAUAAUCGCUACGACUAGAUUGCAGUGCAAUAUUUGUGUGGAAACAAACCGGUUGCAGUUAUGUUAACUUAAGAUAUGACAUUAAACUUUAAAAUUAAUAUGACUUAUACCACUAUGGCUUUAACCCCCUAUAUAUAUAUCCUGCGUAAUCCGAUAGUUACGAAUAAUGUAACUAAUAAUUUAACUAAAAAAAAAAAAUUCAAAUUUGUUUUUGUUUUUUUUUUUUCCGUUUAAAAAUGUAUAAUAUUACACCCGGUUUAAAAUAUAUUUUCGCUCGCUGGAUAAAUUAUAUCGAAUAGUUAACCUACAGUUUGAUAUUUAUUAUUUUAUCAGUAUAUAAAACCGAUAUUUCGGGGUUCGGUGGGCACUAAACAAAAUUAUUCCUUCGUCAUAACCAUAUAUGUACCAAUAAUAUGUUUCUAAUCUGGUAUAGGUACGUCGUUUUAAAUGUUUUAAUAUUUAUAUUGCGGGUAAUAAUAUUUAUUACUGAAAACGACGUGUAAUAAAUAUUAUUAUCUGCAAUAUUACGAGCAUAUUAUAGGUAUCACUUGUUCCAAAAUAGACGAUGGCGGUGUAAAUAUUAUUCCGACGAGGUUAGAAAUUCGUCCCAAUUCAAACCGUAAAAAACUAUUUAAUAAUAAAUUUAAUAUUACCACUAUUUUAGUGCAAGGCUAGUAUUUCUUGACGAUAUACACUAAUUUUGAAACAUAUUUUACUGAAUUAUCAGGAACAUUCAACUAUAUACACCAUAAACCAUAUAAUAUAUUAACAUUAUUUGAUUUCGAAAUAUUCCUAUAGUUAUUAACGGGGUUUCGGGUCGAUUCUACUCGCGUAAACGCUGUAGAAAUAUUUUGGGCGUUGAUCGUGUCAGAUUUCGCCAAUACCGAUUUGUGUUUAAAAGCUUCCGUUAGCCGUUAAUUUGUAUUUAUUUAUGUUGUAACAUCGUGUUGGGCAUUGAUUUUUUAUUGGCUUUAAACACGGGUAUAGGUACUUCCUUUGGUCAUAAUAAUAUUUCUCUACGAGUGAACUUUAUAACUUAAGCGUUAUUAUUAUUAUUAUUUUAACAUUAUUGCAUACAGCGCACAAUAAUUUAUCGUGAAACCGAAAAGGUCACAAGACGCGCAAGACAGGUUUAUAGUUUUUAUGUUAAGUAAUAGCUUAAGUACCAUCUAAGUACGUUUAACGAUUCUAGUAAUCGCAAUGGCCACCCGAGGUCAAAGAAAAUAUUUCUGGGCGUUUUCGAUAGGCAAUUAAAACGCAUAUUGGUACGACGACGUAUUGUUGUGAACUCGCAUUUAUCGUUUUUUGUUCGGUUAUCGAAACUUACGGGUUGUUUGACGUACAAAUUAAGUGGACCGGUAACUGUUUUAAAAGGAUUCUGUAUCGUAAAUGUUGACAGUUGACGUAGGUACAUUUAAUAUGACUAAGACCUUCAGAACUAUUGUAUUACCCUUCGAAUUUCUAACGUUUGCUAAAUAACAUGUUUAAUUAUUAUUUUUUUAGACUGUCAUAUACGGUCAGUAAAAAAAAAAAUAUAUAUAUUUUAUCAAAUUUUAAUGGUAAUAAAAACAUCUGCUGUUGGAAAAUGUUACCUAUGUACUUAGAUCAUAUUAUACCAUGGAUGAAGCCAUGUCCCGAUAUUUGAAGCACAUAUUAGCGAUGAGUUUCUCGUUGAAAUGCGUUAUCUCGUUGCUAAUAUGUGCUUCAAAUAAUUGUUUACAUAGGCGGGAUAGGCUAUGACUCCAUAGUAUCCUAUAGUUAUUAUAGUUAUCCAUCCAUAGCAUAUGAUCUAAGCUUAUGUAUAAAGGUUCAUCCGUAGUGUUUAUUUUGAUGAAAAAAAAAAUGUAUACAUAUAUUUACGCGGAUGUCAAAUACUCAAAUUCUAUAAUUGGUGUUUUAUGGUAACGUAUCACAGAAGAUUGAGGGGCGUUAGUUCAUCUACUUGAAUGGUGAUGAUUGAAUUUUUAAAACUGUAGUUUUUAAGAAAUCAUUAUGUUAUAUUUUAAAUGCAAGUUUAUAUUUGAAAAUAAUACUAAUAAAUUACAAUUAUUUUAGUUAAAACGUUUGUAUUUUAGGAAAUCAUUAUGGUGGAAACGGUCAUCAUUUGAUUUCUCCGACUCUCUCACAAAAAGAAGUAACUCUUCGUUAUAGAUCAACAAACGAACAUCCUGUGUCUGCUCUCAGGGAUCCGGUAAGAAGAGUCCCGAGUCAUAAUAGUUCACAUUCUUCUUUACCACAAAGGUAACAACUCGUAUUGGUCUUUGUACAUUACCUUUGUAAUUAAAUUUGAAAACUGUAUUUUAGAAGGGCCGUACAUUACCAAUCUACUGGAUCGUUACAUUCGGACUCACCGAGUUCCAGUAGCGUAUCACCAGUGCCACCGGCAUCUCCGUCACCAUCUCCCACAAGACCUGCUACUGCUCAAAAACCUCAGCGUUCCAGCGGCACAAAUUUGUAUAAUUCUAAACGAUGGAGUUCCACCGGAGACUUCAAUCAGGCGCAAAAUUUCAGCGUCGCACCCCAAUCAUCCACUUUAGCUUCCAGGUGAACUUUUUAGGACCAACACCUGUGUGUGUUAAAUUUGUAUGUGUGUGUAUGUGUGUGUAGUUGUAAAUUGUACUGUUUUAAUUUUUUAAAUGUAUUAAUUAUUCAAGCUCAUUCCGAUCCUUUUGAUGGGUUUCGACAAUUUAAAUUAAAUGUCCAAGUGUUAAAAAUUAUCGAAGGCAAGCAUGUUAUUCUUCAGUUUUACUUUUAAGUUUGGUAUUGCCUUCAUAAGCAAAAACUAUGAGAAUCUAAAAAUACUGAAAGAGGAGUUGUAUACAUAAAAAAAAAUCAUAAAAUUCAGACCUUUUAGAUCAAUAUAUGCGGUAUGUCUGAAAUGUUGUGUUACAAAAAGGCUAUUAGCAAUACUUAUUAUGACAGAGCAUAGUAAAUAUUUAAAAUAUGCAUUUACUAAGUAAACAUGUUGUAUAAUAACCAUGCUAAGCAAAAUUGUUGAAUGUAUUGAUGAAAAUACAGCAUUUUUGCUUAAUAUACAAUAAUAAUAAUAAUUUAUGACGUUUAUACUUAGUACAGAUUGUGAACUUGUUGUAAUGUGAUAUGUGUAAAACAUAUUUGUAACUAAUAGAUCAGUAAAAUAGAAUAGUAAUUAUAUAAAUUAUAAUUAUAUAUAUAAAUAUAAAUUAUAUUCCAUUGAAUAUAUCAGUUAAAAUUACAUUUUAAAAUCCAUAUUAUACUUUAAGAAGUUUAUUGUAUGAGAUGUUAUGAACUUAUAAAAAUCCAAAAUAUAAUAACACGCUUUUCUCAAAAAUGUUCUUUAGUGACUUUCAGAGUUUUUGCUUACGAGGGCAAUAUAAAAUUAUAAAAACUGAUGCUUUUAAAUAAACAAAUAUAAACUUUUGUUUAGAACUAUAUAUAAACAAAAUUGUUUAAUUUUCAAAUAAAUAAUUGCUGUCUCUGUUCAUUACAUAAAUGUAACAAAAUAGUUGUCCACACUCUCAAGUUUUGUUGUAAAUUACACCCAUUAUAUAAUCAGAUUAAAUACAUUAUUAAUAAGGUUCAGUUAUUUAUAAAAUUGCAUAUUUUUUUCUGUUUAUCCAAUUCACUGAUGACCUGGAUACAAAUUUGAUUUAUGUUUGACUGAACCAAACAAUAGUAUUUUUGUUUCGCAUACUUUUGAAUAUUUUAUGGUUUGAAUUUUAAAUACAUAUUUUAGAAUUUUAGGAAUAUAAAUGCAUAUUUCAGUACAUUUUCAAACUUUUUAAAAACAAUUUAAAUUAAUAAUGAAAUAUAAAGCAAAAAGCAUAAAAUUUGAACAAAUCUAAAAAAUAACAAAAACUUUGUAUCACACUGUAAUUCUUUUAUUGUAAAUUAAUAUAUAAUUAUCUAUUUAAAUUAUUAUACGUACAAAUAACUACUAAUAAAAACUAAAUACUUAGGGUAAAAUUUUGUUGUGCAUAUUUUAGUUUUUUUUUUAAACUAAAAAUGCAUAUUUUAUGAUUUUUAGUGUAUAUUUGGUAAUUUUUUAAUGCAUAAAUGCAUACAUAUUACAGUUCUUUUAAGUGCAUAAACUUUAUAUACUCUAAUUAUUACAUAUUUGUUUUGAACCCUAUAAAAUAUAUUAUGUUCUAUAAUAAAAUUUUUAAAUUUGUUACAGUUCUAUAAAACAAUUUGGUUACAUGCAAAAUUGGAGUAUAAUUUUGUCUCAUAUUUAUACUUAGUGUUUAUAAUAGACAGAUUCUAACAAAUACAUUAAGCAUUAUAAGUAAUUCAAAUAAAUUAAAUAUUUGAAUUGGCUGUAAAAGUAAAAUAUAACAUCAGAAUAAAUUUGGUAGAUUUGAUAAACUCUUGCUUAUACAUUUUCACUUAUGUCUAAACUUUUUUUAUUAUUAUUAAUAUGUUCUGUUAAAUAAAUCAACUGAACAUUUUUGCUUAAAUUUGAUUUCAUAGUAAAUGUUGAUGUUUAAAAUUAAAUCUCACACCAAUAGGUACCUAAUCAAUAAAUCUGUGUAAAAAAAAAAAUUAAAAUAAUGUUUGCAAUUGUUCAAUAUAUACUACCAAAUUAUAAAGAUAGGUACAAUUUAUUUUACAUUUUUACAUUAGUCUAAUAAAUAAUUAUAAAUAAAAUAUUAGUACAUCAUACUGUAAUUAGGUAUAGUUGUAAAGGUUAAAAAUAAAAUUUAGUUUUUUUUGUCUAACCCACACUAUAACAUGGUUAAUUUAUAAAAUAUUGAUGUGUACAACAUUUUAGUACCAGCAAACAUUUUAGGUAAUGAAAUGGACUAAAACAUAAAGUAUAAUCAUUUUUUAAUAUUUUUUAACCUCUGUAACUGAAGGACAGAAGAUAAACUAAUAUAAAAUUAUACUUUAAAUUUGAUAAAUCUAUAAAAAUAAACUAAUGUUUAAUUACAAGUUAAAUUUCAAUUAUUUUAAUCGGAUCUUUAGUCAAAUAUUCUAUUAAAAUUAACUAUUGAUGUUGAUUUUACUAGAUAUUUUUUCCAAAUACCAAAUAGUUCGACUCCUUUUGAGAUAAAUGUCGAUUCACAUUGUACGCACGUUGGUUUUUCUAAGAAAUUAUUUAAAAUUUUCAAUCCUAAAUAUUUGGGUUACCUUUAUUUUUAUUUUUUAUAAUAACAUUUUGGACAUUUUCAAUAAAUACAGUACGCAAAUAAUAAUAUAGUAAUAAUGUAAACCAUAUAAAAUUGUAUAGAUUAAAUGUUUUCAGUAGUAUUAAUGUUUGUGUUUGUUUUUGCAUGUUGUGUGAAAUUGUAACACAUUGUAGACUUGGCACAAAAUCGUUGCUUAAUUUGAAUUUACGAUCACAACCACAGCAAAAUCACAGUCAUCAUUAUCAUCAAAAGCACGGGUAAGCAAACUUUUAGCAAUUAAUUUUAUGUUUAAAUGGUUUUAGUAUUGGUUUUUAUUUUACUUACACAAUGUUGUAAAAAGAACAUAUUUUUAUUGGUAAUGCAAGUGAGAAAAAUAAACAUAUUUUAUUAAUGUUUUUUGUUCUAAAUUUGGUUGCUUUUUUGGUAUAGACAACUUCUGUGCAUACAUUUAAUUUUGAUAUAUUGCUAUGUUAAGAUAGAUUUUGGUAAGGUUAAGUAUAGAUUUAGUGGUGUUUUUUUUUUUUAACAAUUUUUUAAAGGUAAAUGAUCAUAAUAUUAAUUAUAAUAAUAAUAAUAUUAAGUUUAAUUUAUUGUCAUAAAUAAAUAUAAUUACAUGCAAAUACAGAAAUUUAAAUAAAUACAAACUAUGACGCUGCCCAUAAAACAAUAGCUUGUGGUGGGUGCAGCACGUUCAAAAACAACAUUAUAUUAAAACAAAUAUUAUUUUUACAACAAAAAAUAAAAAAAAAUUAUCUAAUUAUCAUAUAUACGAUAUAAAUCAUAUAUAAACUAGUAAUUAAGGAAGAUCUAUGAGAUCUGAAAUCCCUUCUUCCUCCAUAAAUGUGUAUUAUUCAAUAAUAGUAUAUUUUUUUAAUAUUUUUAAUAAUUAUUACAAAAUUCAAAUUAAAUCUAUUACUUUUCUAAUAACCAUUAUUAUUAAAUAUUUUUAAUUAUAAAAUUUAUUUACUUUUUUUAAAAAACUAUUUAAGCAAUUUAUCUAUUAAAUUAAAUUGGUUUAAUUUUUGUGUAAAACAAAAAGACAUAGUAUUUAAAAUUGUAAUAUUUGUCUGAAACUAUUGUAAGCUAUAAUGUUUGAUGCAAUUUAAUUGGUGUGGCUAAUAUUUAUAUUUUGAAUUUAUGUCAUUAACAUAAACGGCUUGAAUUUCUUUUAAUGUUCUUAAUUUCCUUUUUAAAAAUGAAAAUUUUAAAAGACUAACUGUGCAUAAACAUUAUUAACACUUUAAACAUUAUAAACUGGGAUCUUAAAUUUGUACGAAUCUUAUAUUUUCGAAACAUUUCAUGGAAAUUUAAUGAAAUCAUAUAAAAGUAAUUUAUUUUUAAAUUUAUAACUAUUAAGUAGUUUAGUGUUAGUAAUUUAUAAAUAUUUCGUACAAUGUGAAAUAUCGAGUUUGAUAAUAAGUACUAGUAAUAUCUAUGAAACCUAAGGUUUUAUAUUUUAAAUGCCACCUUAGUUUCAAUUUAUUUAUAUUGAAUUUUAAAACGCUGGUUAAAAACCAUACAGUGCCUAUCUAAAAUCGGCAACCGGUACCAGAAAAGUGUAUCCAUGAGCAAAUACACAAAAUUUAAACCUGUUGGGCGUUUUGGCGUUGCAAAAAUAUUCAAAACAUUUCCAAUGGCUCCUCUGUGGUCAUAGCAGUUGCUGCAUAGACGCCUCGCACCCCCUUAGGGACGGCCCUAAAGCCGUUUAUUACAUCAUAUUUUAAUUUUAGGAUUUUUUUUUAGGCGAUCGCUGUUUAUCUGGGCAUACUAUUGAUUUACCUAAUAAUUAUUAUUGGUUAUUUAGCCUUCUUACAUAAAUCAAUCACAUCGAAAUCGAAUGUUUGUCAUAGAGCUAGGCAGGUGAAACGUACGGUUAAACAAUGAGUUAUCUAUACCCGAAGAAAAAAGAAAAGGAAAUUGUUAAAAAUGAAUUUAACUCGUUAAAGCGACGGAGGAAAUGGUAUUUAUUAGAUAUAUUAUUUGUUAUCUAACUGCUUUAUGCGCGUAUUACGAAAUAAUUUCCGCGUUGUGAAUGCAAUUAAAAUCUAAAGGAAUUAACGAUAUUUGUCUGUCAUUUGAAAUCGUAGAGGCAUAAAUAUUAUUUUACUGGAAAAAAAAAUGUAUGUAUAUAUUUUUAUCGCGCAUUUGGCUGGUAUCGAAAAUACGCGUUUCGUGGUUAAAAUGUUUUUUAUAUUUUUGUUUAUUUGUAUUUUGGUGAGUUUUUUUUUUUGUUAUAGAGUUUAAAUGCGGUUUUGUGGUAUAGAGAAUUUAAAAUAUUCGGAUAUCAUAAUCUAUCCGAAAUGGAAAACGCCAAAAUUCAAAAGAUAAUACAUCGCGUGUGAACCAAAAAAUUAAAAAAUACUGAUAAUUAUAAAAUUGUUAUAGGAAUAUUAUAAUCACUUUGUUUCUCACGAUACGGUUUAAUUUAAUUUUGAAUAAUGCGUUUUUUAAUGACUUUAUUGCGUACUAUUGUAUUAAUAGACCCUUUUUUUUUCGGCACUUCUAGCGUUAAGUUAAUAUUGUAAAAUGGCCAAAAUCGGCGGAAUACGAAUCGAUAUGGGUACGGGAGACGUACACAAUAGGGGAUACAAGACGUUAACGGGACGGGAUGGGUCGAAGCGAAAAUAAAGGAUAAAUCAUUGCGAAUUCGUAAAAGAUAAUGAUUCUGAGUAAAACGUCUAUUUGAAAUAAGUAUUGAGACGGCUGCUGUCAGAAUUUCUUCUCGCUAUUUUUCAUUUAUUCGCGAUUUCGAGGCCAUCGUCGGCCGAACUAUAGAUAACUCAAUAUACGAGAUAAUGUUAUUAGUAAAACUAACUAUUCAAAAUACGUCUAUAUCCCUUUUGUAAAAAAAAAAAUGUCUGAAUAAAACUUCUCGAAUAUCUAUUAUAUAGUAUCUAUAUGUAUCUUGAAUAGGUAUGUACUGCUUCAAAAUAUAUUUUCCGAACAAAAAUGUGUUGGUACCUAAGUACACCGUUGUAAAACGAAUCAAUAGCUCGAUAACGGGUAAAUAAUAAUUCAACAGCAUUUUUGAUUUCGAGCUAAAGGCGACCACUUCAAUUAUAUUUUAGUAAAAUAUUGUGAUAUCGUUUAAAUAGUGUACACGAAUGGCGAAUGUUUCUCUUCGAAACUUAUUACGGUUUUUUUUUUUUUUUUUAUUGUCCAAAAAAACGCUUUUUGAAAUAUCAUGUACCAUUAUUGUUUUAUAGAUUUUAGAUCAUUACGUAACUAUUACAGGAAUAAGGUAUUGUAGUAUUCUUUGGUAAUUGGGAGGGGGCAUAAUAAAUUCGAGCUCCUCGGAAAAUCCGUAAAUAUUGCAUAGAAUAUUUUCUAAAGACAAAUUAUGAACAUUUUUAUUAUAAGUAGAAUUCUAGAAAAAUAUAAACUUACAUUUUAUAUUUAAUAAUUAUUUCUAUUAAGUGGAUUUAUCUAAAAAAAAGGAAAAAAAAAAUUAUUCAUGUAUUUCAAAAAAAUUACCAAAAAUCUAAUACGGUCUUUUAAGAGAUCCGUUCUCGGUAAAAAUUAACGAAAUCAACAGAACGAGUUCUUUUGAAUCUUAUUUCUUCCAAGGACCGGUUCAAAUUAACGUGAUUUUGCUAUGUCGGUUUGUUAGUAAUAGUGCAGUAAAUGCGGAUGUAGCUCUUAAAGAACAUAGUUUUAAAUUUGCUAUACUGUUUAUAAUACUGUUACUAUUGCUCGCGAAUUUCAAGGAGCGGAGAAAAAAACGUUCUUUGGAUCAAAAUCAUGCAAUCAACAAAAAUAUUUGUUAUAACGAGAUUUAAGGGAAAAUUUAAAUCGACCCGCUACGCAAUAAAUAUUAUGUUCGUCGGAAAAACUUAUUUUAUUAUCAAAAUUCAUAAUAUAUUUUUCGUAGAGCCGUUUUACACUUUAAAAGAAGUAAUAUCUCAUCUUGAGAGUGAUUACAAAUGCGUAACAGCAAACUCGAAAAUUGUAAAAACCCGUUACAUAGCGAGAGUUUUGGCCAAAAAAAACUUCGUUAUAUCGAGAAAAUCCUCGUCUCGAGAUUUUCAAGGGAACGAAAAUUUCAUUCUCGGAUUAUAAUGCAAUUAUCAGACUGUCUGUACCGAUGUCGUUAGUGUUAUUAAUUGUUAUAGUUUCAUAUUUACAUUGUUCAAUACUUGAUGAGUCGUUAUUUUAAUAAAAUUACAUCGUAUUUUUCGUCUCGAGACAGCGGGGUAGUCAGGAUUUUGUAUAUUGGGGAGUUCGGUCGGAUCGAAUCGAAUCGAAUUACUCUCCCCCUUACGCACUGAUUAAGGGAAGGGAGAAAGAGCGCUGUCCUUGGACCCAUUGAAAUUGGGGCCCGUCUUUAUCCCCGAAAUAUAUAUUUUUUUUAAUGCUCACGUUUAACAAAACAUUUUCCACAUUAACAAAAAUAACAAAUUAAAAUAUAACAGAGUCAGAUUUAACAUCAUUAAUGAUACGAUGAGUGUUAUACUCAAAAAAUAAUAUUUUGCAAUAUUAAUAGAUUUCGAUAAAACUUCACGAUAAUUUGUAAAAGGAAAAUCAAGGAAAAAAUGUUAAGUUAUAAUUCUUUAAUAUCAAGUGUACUGCAGUGUGACAUUUUUAUCUAUACGAGUAUAAUAUAUUCUUAAUUAUUAUUUUUUUUUUUUUUUAUACUACAAGAUUAUACAAUUAUAAUGUAUAAAACCAUAAAAUGUUGUAAUACAAUAUUUUUGAAGUUUAAAGUUGAAAGGGAGUCCACUAAAUAUGUGGUACACCGGGGCCCAAUUGUUUCUUAAUCCGGGAGUUGCCCUCUCUUCUACGUAAAAAAAAAAAAAACACUAUACCAUGCAUACUGUAUGCGGCGUAUACGUAAACACGGUUCGUAGGAGAGGCUACAGUCCCCAUAAUUCCCCCUCCUCUUCCGGCUACGCUUCUAUAGGCUUAACACGAAAAGAUAAACGAUAUACCAGGUGAUCUAUUUAUAGUGGGUACAUUCAUUAUCUCGGAAAGUAUUAACUAUUUCCGGAAUUUAUUUUCUAAAACAUUUAAGAAACAAGCAGCUCUACAAUUUUAUAUUUAUGUUAUUUUUUGUCACCCAUAUUUUUGAGGGUAAAACCAUUACUUACUUUUGAUUUUCAAAUGACAUAUAUUUAAAAAAAUCGAUAAAUAGAUGGAAUAUUAGUUAAAAUCAAUUUUAAUGUUGAAAUCUUUGAUUUCCGUCGAUCCGUUGACGAGAUAUUCCACUUUUUUGUUUGGGUUCGAGGUGAGCAUUGGAGUGUCAUUUGUGUAGCGGUACGGCGCGCCAUGUGUUAUUAAUGCACCACUAAAACUCUCCCCCAACCUAAAAUUAAAUUGGAAUAUUUCGUCAGCGACUUAUACUCAAUACUCGAAUUUAUUUUAACUAAUACUCCAUUUAUUUAUGGAAUUUUUAAUGUAGAUACGGUUUGAAAGUAUAAAGUAGGUAGUGGUUUUACCCUCGAAAAUGAGGGUGACAAAAAAUAACAUAAAUAUAAAAUUAUAGAGCUGCUUGUUUCCUGAAUGUUCUAGAAAACGAAUUCCGAAAAAAAUUCUAACUUUCCAAGUAAAUGAGUGUACCCACCUAAAUGGAUCACCUCGACGAUUACUCCUGUUCUGUAUAAUAUUUAACAAUAACAAUAAUAAUGAUAUCACGCCCGUUUGAACGUUCGCGGGUGUCGCGGCGUUGAAAACGGUAUAAUUGUAAUUAUAAUAUAUUGUAAUAAUUGUUACUGAUUGGUCGUCGUCGCGAGAAUGGCAUGCGGGUGGGGGGGCUCGCCUCGCGUGUCGGUGGGAAAAUACUAUUUUAGAAGAAAUGCGCGCGUGGGAUAGUUUGUGGGAUAUUAUCUUCGCAUCGUAGAGUUGGACGGCGUAUCCGAGAGAUAGAGUGCCACCGCGGACGGGAUGCGCGUUCUGGUAGCGAUUGUCGAAAACCGCGGAACAAGGACGCGGUGAAAUACGUUGUUGUUGUUUUUUGUUUUGUUUUGUCCUACGCGCACGUACUCGUCGCAUAUAUAACGUCGGUUCGACGCAGCCGAUGACAUCAUAAUUCGUUUUCGUCUCGUUUGUUUCUGCAGUGCGGUUCUUUCGUACGGUUGUCGCACACGUUCAUUCGCCGCCUUCGUCGUUACAAUUCGUCCGUCCGCCCCGACGUCCAUCGCCGGAGUUUUCGAUUAAAGUUAAAGAGUUUUCGCGUAUCGUCCCGACGCCGAAUUUCCCGUUGAAACGCGAUGAUUCCCGCAGCGAAACCGACGCCCGCCAAACCGGCGCCCGCCAAACCAGCGCCCGCCAAACCCGCGACGCCCGCCAAGCCGGUGCCCGCCAAAGGGGCGGCAGCCGCCACUGACAGGUAUGCGCCGCACGUGAAUAUUCCGUUUUGUUUAUUUGCCCGUAUAUUAUCGGUUUUAACGGAUUUUCACGGCAUUGUCGUAGUUUCCGAGGCAUAAAUAACGGAGAACACCGUAUCUCUUUAUACCGCUGCAAUAAUGAUUUAAGGCGACAGUAUUGUGUCGCCUUUUUUAACCAUCAUUUGUUUUUUUUUUUUUUUUAUAGUUUUAAGCGCCGUGUAUUGUUAUAUUUUUUUUCGUUAUACGAAUAGCCAUAAUGGUUUAAAUUUAGGCAAUUCGAAAUAUUGUCUCAAAAUAUCGUAUUUAUUUUAGAUUUUAGGUUAUCUUUAUUAAUACAGAUUGGCAAUCGUUCUGUUUAUGAUUUCGAUAACGACUUGUCCUUAUUAACGGUUGCGGUGCGUCACCCGACUCAAACAAAUACCGACUACAAAUGCGAAAUAUUCAUUCGGUGUUUUUCCAUUUUCAAAUAGGUUUUUAGAAUUUUCGGGAUCAUUAUUUCGCUAAAAAUCAUAUUUUUUUUUUAUUUAAAUUACAUUUUCGGCUAUUUUUCCAAUAAUUUUUCGAUUAUUCUUUUGGGCAUUUAAGUCCAGGUCCUAAUAUUAUUAUUAUUGUUAUGUCAUACAUUAAAAGAUACGGAAUUUUCGCCUGGCUGUAAUUUAUUUGAAAUACCGUUGGUAUUUAUUAUCAAAAUUGACAGCAGUUUUCAAUCUAGGUCUUUUUUUUUACUUCUACGUGUACGUUUUAUACUAUUCCGCUCUGAAUCGUUUUUUCAUAAGUAUUUAUCAUUGCGAACAGUAUUCAAACUAAAUUACCCAUUCUCAACUACCCAUCACCUACAACAGUGAUAACAAUUCAUGAGCAGUAUCAACUCUUUUAAAUUGUAUUGGAUACACGCGUGUAAUUUGUAUAAUUCGAUUUAAACAUCUCGCAUUUUCACCAUAUUCUUCUAUUGACUCUUGACUUCGGGCUAGCGGUUUACCGGUUUCUUUUUUUCGUCAAAAAUACAUUAUUGACGAAUUUCUGAUUUUUAAUAUCGUUAUCGAAAGUGUCGAUAUAUAUAUAUAUAUAUUUUUUUUUAAUUUUCAAUUAACAAUAAUAACAUUAUUCGCCGUCGUCGAUUUAAAAAAUAGAAAAAUAUGCCUUUCAGAUAAGAUGAACUUUUUUUGUUCUCUUGUGUGUAACCGGAGCAAUAUUUUUUUAUCACAAUAGUAUUUCAGUUAUUCGGUUGUAUACGCGCUGUUACCCAGGUCCAUCCAAGGGGGUUGUCUUGGAUGUAGAGCCACGGUUUUGGAAGUUGCGCGUGCAUAACAUUAUGUUUGGUAUAUGGUUUUUCGAAAGUAUUUGUUUUCUAUCGGAAAUUCGGAUUUUAUACGGUUUGUGUUACGUUACGAAAACAACAGAAAACGAACAGACUCAAAACGCACGCGAAAUCGAGGUGCCGUAAUGCGCGCCUAUAAUAUUUUGAAACCAAUAAUUCCGUACACACGUUAGCUCGGACUAGGCGUUGAAUCCUCUACAGUUGGUUUCGUAAAUAUUCUCGUAUAGUGUGAGAAUAUCAUGUCCAAACCAACGAAAUAUAUAUUUAACCGUACCCAAUAAUAGUUCUUCAUUUUUGUCAAAUUUGACCUCAAAAACCGCGACCUGUCGCACGUUGUACAUUUUCGUAUACAUUUCCCUCCCCCCCCCCUGUUUUACUUUCGGACACUUUUAAAGGUUCCAGAAGUUUCAGAAAUCGGCUCAAAUUCGAGAAUUACAGUCGUAUUUUAUCGUAUGGCAGACGGGUGUUUUACUGUACCUUUGAACACCCCUACAAAUCGCCCCCCUCCGAAAUAAUGUCAAGGAGAUGACAUAAUAUUUAUUGUAGGUGAUAUAUUAUUAUAAUUGAUACAACGUUUAUGGGAAAUAAAUAUCACGAAAUAUACGUCUUAGUUCGUUAAAAUAUACGCUCUCUGUACGUCGGGUUUCCGACUUAUCCACGACUGCCAGGAAUCUUAACGUAAUCUUCCCGACAUUACGCUCAAUCGCCUCACGUUUUCGGCCUCUAUACAAGUUGUCCAAGAAUUUUCGUCGUCUCAACAACUGAAUCGAGAUGAUCUAUACACCCGAUGCUUCUAUUAUAUCACACUAUUCUAUAGCGCCGCAGCAGACUAACCAAUACCAUCGUCUCCUUCUCGCUGUUAACCUACGGAAUUAAAUAAAACGGAUGACCGUACAUAAUAUAAUAUAAUAAUAAGAUUAUCAAAAAAAAAAAAAAAAUACAAAAUACAAAACGGUUCUUAAAUUUUUCAAAUAAUAUUUCCGGGAUAGUUUUUUACGGAAUAAAUUGUCGUUUCGCAUGUCGCAGUUUUCUGACAAAACGAUGUAAAUGUACCGAUAAUUACAUGUAUUAGCAGUAAAACUCUAAAUGUUUUGUUUAUGCAUCGCCGUACAAUAAUUAAUGUGCCACCCAUUUAUACUAUAUAAUUAUCCUUUUCCAUGGCAAUUCAUAAUGUUCAACAAUAUAUGCGUCGUGCGUAUAAGACGACAUUUGAGAAUUUUUCUUUCCCGUUUUUCGCCGUCUCGUUUAAUUUUUGCGAAUGAUAUUCAAAUACCGUGUUAAAAUAUUAUGUCCGUCACGAAGAAAUCGUAUUAUUAUCGUCUGGUAAUGUUUGUGGCCGCGUUUAAUUUUGCGCGUUCGGAAUUGAUUUACUCGUUGUACAACAUAAGUAACGUGCCUCAGAUCGACAAGUUGUGCGGCUUGACCCGCGCCCAAAUAGCAACAGCCCAGCAAAGGUAUUAUAGUAAAAUUUCGAUAAACAAUAUUAUGUUUCCUAUGUAUGUUACGCCACAUCAUCGGUAAAAUGGCUCAAUUCGUGAAAUCCCGGUAAAUUUAUACUUUCCAUUCAUUUCGUAUUGUAAGUUUUGACUUUAGGGUGUAUUCGCCUAUUAUUAAACCUAAAGGUAAGAAUAUUUCCCGUGUGCCUACGUUGGUUUUGUUCCGAUAUUUUAAUUUUUAAGCGAGGCACGGUGAUUGUUAAAUUGUAUUACGUUUGAUAUUCGUAAUUCAUAUUUGUAAUUAAAAUAUCGAAAAAAAAAAAAUAACGUAAAAAUAUAGACAAUGUUCUUAGAUUUAAGUAUGAUAAUAGGCGAAUGCGCUUUAAUGUCAAAACUAACAGCGAGAAACGAACGAAAACUAUAAAUCUAAUGUAAUUCCAUGAAUCGGACAAUUUCACAGAUAUAGAAUUUCACCGAUGUAUUUAUAUAUAUAUAAAUACACACAUGUGGGGGAAAAACGACCGACAUUUGUAAUAUUUAUGCAUUCAAAGUGGUACAUUAAAGUAUAAGUAUAUGUACUGCAGGUCACUCUAAUUUAAAACCCGAACGUAUCCUCGGUCCUGAGCCAUCCUUGGUUCACUAUCACUGUGUACAAUCCGAAAACUCGUAAAUUCAAUUUAAACUCGACGGUUGUGUCGCAUGAAUCCGAACAAAAUCGUAAUAAACAACAUAGUAAAAACGUCUAAAAAUAAUAAUUUUUAUCUAACGAACUCUCGUAUAUAUAUUUUUAUAGUUUUUUUUACUUUUUAUCGGUUUCCAUUUCAAUAACAGUGCGUGUAAUGCGUAUAUAGUUAAUUUUAUGUCUAAAAUAAUGACGUUUGAAUUUUUAAUUCGUUUCGUGUAUAGGUACGGUUUUUUCCGUAUACACAUGGAACUUUUUAUUCGUAAAUAUAUAAUGGAUUCGCCCUUUUUUUUUCUAUCGGAGUUUCUCUAAUAUAUAAAACCUCCAAUUAUAAUAAUAAUAAAAAAAAAACUGUCGAAUAUAAAAUACAAUAUCAACAAAAAAUAUCAGUAUCAAAAGAUCUUUGCGCAAUAUGUAUAUUGUUGUUGUUUUGACAACAAGUAUAUUUUUGUGUACCCAUUAGAUUUUGAUAUAAAUAUUAAAUAACGUAAAAUAUUAAUUGAACUGACACGUGUUCGAUUGAAAUUUGUUUAUUUCUGCAUAACAUUCCGCCCUUAUUUCGACGUAAAAACAGUUAAAAUCAAAAUUGUGUCAGUGGACGGUCGUAUAUUCUUAUUGUAGGUUAGAUCAUAAUACUUAACCUGUACAGGGUGUCUCCUAAAGAUAUACCUGUUAGCUGUUGCGAUAUCUCGGAAAGAAAUAACUUUUUUCGUAAAUUUUUUUUUGAAAAUUAAGUAAUCCUUUGCUCUAAAAUGUUGCAUUACCGGUUUUUUCCCCUUAUUUACGGAGCGUAGAACGACUACCUAAUUUUUGAUUUUUAAAUGGCACCCUAUUUGACAAAUUUCACAAAUAGACGGAGUUUUAGUUUAGGUAAAUUUCAGUGUUAACGUUUUUGAUGCCCGUCAACCCGUCGCCGAAAUAUUUUACUUUGAAGUUUCGAUAGAAUAUAGUGACGCCGCAUCAUUUGUGUGGCGUAUGAAUUGUUCUCCACUACCUAUUAUCCACACCGAAACGUAUUCAAAGUAAUGUAACAUAUUAAUGCUGCAACUUCCAAAAAAUAUGAAUACUUUUCAAGACAUCGCAACAGGUAUGUCUUCGUGGGAUACCCCGAAUAAUAAUUGCAAUUUUGAAGUGUAACGCCGCUGAGUUGUGUUGGAUCCACUUCAGACCAACGGCAACGUGUCGAAAAUGGGUCGCAAAUAAUAUUGCGAUGUACCCGAAAAACCGUAAAUCAGAUUUUCUGUCUGUUUGUCGAAAAAUAAUCAAAUCUAGAAUAUUGACGUUGGUCGGAUCUGACAACUUGGCGGGGGUAAAAUUUCGCUAUUGGCUCAAACGUGUACGCUUUGUCUUGUAUACACCGUCAAGAUAAUAGGUAUUCGAAAUACGUGCUGGGGCAUCAUUUCAGUUUUUCAAUAGGAAUGCAAACAUUUGAAUCGGGCCAAUUUUUCUGAAAAUUGUCCGUUCCCUUUGCUCGGAUACGUGAUACUAAUAAGUUUAAACAAAUAUAUAUUCGUGGCGAUAUACCCCUAAAUCCAUAUUUAUUGGACGUGAGUUAGGGGAAAAAAAAUAAACGACUUUUAAAAUGUAUACAUUUGGUUUGCAUUAUAACAUUUUACGCGGGCCAAAAACACAUUUAAAACUAUAGGGCCGUCAAAGUAUAGUCCGAAUCCCUCAAAUGACGCCCCUGAAUGUGUGUGUAUAUCAGUGUUUCCUAACUGGUGUUCCGCGGAACUCAAAGGUUCCGUGAACCAGCGCCGAGGGUGCCGUGAGGAAUUUGGGAAAAGAUAAAUUAGUAAACGACAUUUUCGAUUUGAUUGUGUUUUUAUAAUUAAAAUCGAGGAGUUCUACAGAAUGCAAUGGAAAUCGGUUACAAACAUUUUGCCGGAAGUCUCCAACUGCCCGCUCAUUUGAGUAUCCUAAAGACGUGUCUGCGUUAUGUGGUUAUGAAAAUAACAAAUGAGGGUUCGUCCAAAUAUUCGAAUUCCCGCAAAAGUUCCCAUAGUUGGGAAGCACUGGUGUAUAUUUAUGUAUAAAUAAUUAAAAUCGGUUAAUUUCGUCGACCGGGUCGAAUCCGGACCGUGAUGCGUGACGGUGUUCUGUACAGCUGUGUCGGAAACUCCGGUACGUCGUCGUCGUCGUCGUCGUCGUCGUCGUCGUCGUCGUCCGCGAAACAACAGCGGCCGCAGCCGACCAGCGUGUUCGCGGUGUGCUCGGACGGCCAGUGCGUGGACCGGCAACGCAAGCUGGUCGAGUGUCUGACGUCCGAGGAGGUAGCGGCCAACGGGCUGCACGAACAGUUGGCGUUGGACGCGCGGUCGCUGUCCGCCUUGAUGAGCGCCGCGACGGUCGCCCGGGAACGGUCGACGGCCGCGGUGUUCGCCGCGGCCGACCAGCUGAACGAGGCGUUCCGCGAGUACAACGGAGCGGUGGCCGCGUGCAACGCGGCCACCCGGACGCUGACCGACCAACGGGAGACCGUCCGCAAAGGCCACGUUUACGUGGGCCGUCUCCGCGACCAGUUGUCCGAGACCAAAGUCAAGGCGACGAACGUCCAAAGACUGACGGGACAAGGCAACCACAGAGAAUUCGACGUGUACGCCACCGGGUGCCGGCCCGGCGAACGGAAAACCCCGGCGACCGACUGCGGCGGCGAGGCGGUCACGCCCGCGUGCCUCAUCGACCGCGAGGGACGGACGAAUCCCACACUUUAGUGUUUGUUGUUCCGAACCAGACUUUUGAAGCGGCAUUUUUCUUUCGUCACGCGACAGCCGCUUAAGAAGACUAAGUCCAGUUACGUGUAUUCGACACAGGGAGUAGGAAAACAGAGCAGUGUAAUCAAGCGAAGGAGAACACUUAUUUUUUUCGAAAUAAAAAAUCGCUUAUCGUUCGCCGUUAGUUGUUUAAUAAUUCGAUGCGUACGGUUUUAAACACGAUUUCCGAACGAAUACUAUUACCCGUAAGCAUCAGAGGUGCGUCACACGAGCCCUAUUUCCCCCUGAUUUUCGCCAUUACGAUAUUGCGUUGUUUUUUUUUUUUAUCACGAACCAACAGUUUUCUCGGGGGAUUUCAAGUGAAUUCGAUUUUAUGUUUUUCAAUCAUUACGCGAGGCCGUUUAAAGAAACGAAAUGGGAAUAAAAUUCGAUUAAAAUCCUCCGAAAAAAUUGUCGGUUCGCAAUAAAAGAAUCGCCUCUUGUAUAUACGCACGUACAAUAUUAAUUCGAAAUGGUUAUAAUAUGGUCUGCAGAAUUGUAUUUAUUGAGUUCCUUCAAACUUCUCUACAAUAAUCAUUAUGAUACAAUAUAUACAAUGUAUACAAUACCUACACCGCGCGUGCGUACACUCUCAUUAUUUAUAAUAGUUGAGUCGAACGAAAAACAAUAACAACUAUUAAUUCGAUACAUUGUCCUCGGUUGACGGUAUCAAUUAUUCAAAACUGUCGGGUUAUUGAUUUUUCCCCGACGAUAUAUUAUUAUUAGCUAAUGGCCGUUAACCGUAUGCGUUUUAUUUCAGCCGUGUAUAUUAAACCGGGCUAUGAUAGUGUAUUAAUAAUAUACGUACAUAAUAUUGCGUGCGGGAAUUUUUUUUUUUUUUUAAUUAUUCGAUGAAAUAUUCACGUCAAUUAUCAUAUCUCAACAAUUAAGCUUAUAAAACGCACAGAUCUUUAAAUUUUCAAACCAGUUUGAAAAACAAGGCUGAUAAAUCGUUUGAUUAGUAUUUCGAUAUGGAGUGAAACGUACGAUACAAAAAGUUAUUCGUUUUUACGAAUAUCUAAAAUAAUUCGUGCGUGUUUUUUUGAUUUUUGUCUUUUUUGUAAAGGUAUUGGGGAUCGAUUUUUGAAAUUCAAACAAGAACCUGUGUUCAAAUUUCACAAUUAUUAAACAGUAUUAGUUUAAAUACAUUUUGGUGUUGACGUUUUUAAUUUCCUUCCACGCGUUGACGGAGUUAUUCCAUUUUUUAGUUUAAGAGGAGAGUUUAAGAGGGAGGACAGUGGUGGACCACUAUUCAAACGCCGCGCGUCGUGCCGUGCUGCCGCAUAAGUGCAUAAUGUUACACUAUACUCCCUCCCUACCUAAACUAAAAAGGGGAGUAUCUCGUCAACGGGCUGACGGAUAUCUAAAAUUGAUUCAAACUAACUCUCCAUCUAAUUGUGAAAUUUUAUGAAGUUUUACGGGUUCUCAUUUGAAUUGCCAGGAGUUGACCUCCGAAACCCUCACAAAAAAAAUAAAUAUACAUAUUGUUUUAGAUCGCAAUAAAAACUUAAUACUUUUGCGAUCUACAUUUUGCUCUGUAUUAAACAUUUGCACAAUGAAAUUUGGCUGUAACGUACAUUUUCAAUCACCGUGUAUUAUAUUUGAUGGAAACAAAAAAUAAUAAUGUACGAUACAUCUAAGUAUGUUACGUUGAAAGUUUAUUAUCUUUGAUGUAUUAUAUGUAUGUAUUAUCUUUCAGGUAAUGUGUUUUUAAUCAUACUGCAAUUAUUAUAUUUUACUAAGUGCACGUUGCGUGUUCGUUAAACGAGACUUUAACGGUAAUUUUCGUAAUGUAAUUCAGCAUUGAAACGUAGACAAUAAUAAUUAUUUUAACGGCCGACGGUUCCCAAACUUUUAGAUUCCGAGCGAAGUUUGUGCUGGUAUUAGUAUACUGUAUAAUGUGUGUGUGUGUAUUUUGUGUCUGUUGACAUCUUUUCUAUCAGAAAUCUUAUUCUCCUCAACAAUUGUAUGUAGGAACUUUCUCGUAGCGUUUUUUUUUUUUUUUUUUUUUUUUAUUUUUUUUUUUUUUUAUUAUUAUUAUUGUCGCAUUUAGGCGGCGAUUAUUUUAUUUUUUUGAUUUUCCUUGUAGCAAUAAACGCCCAGUAAACGGGAAAAACUGACAAUUUGUUGUAUGCGUCGUUUUCCGUUGGCAAUGACAGUUUAUCGUAUUCGUAUAAAUUACAUUACUCUGUACAUUAUACUGUCCCUUUCAACUAUGUAUACGUUCCUAAAACAGUGGCACUGGCACCCACCAGCAGUAUCGCGCCCUUUUAGAUUCCGAGUGGAGCGAUACAUGUAUUGGUUUUACAAUGAUGUUUUUUUAAAUUUUUUUCUGUGAACAACUUUUCUACCAGCGAUUUCGCUCCGAUAGUAUCAUUUGUGUAGCGGCAUGGCGCGCGGCGUUUUAUCAGUGCUCCGCUGCUCUGGUCCGUACCUAAACUUAAAAAUGAAAUAUCUCGUCAACGGGUCGAAGGAAAUCGAAAAUGUUCACACCAAAAUUUAUUUAAAGUAAUGGUCCAUCCAUUUAUGGAAUUUUUAAUAUAGGUUCUCGUUUGAAAAUCCAAAUUCUGUAUCGCCACUAUAAGGAUACUCCUAAAAUGUUGCGAAAAAUCUUAAGUGUUCGAAAAUAUCAGAAUUUGAACGCACGUAAAAUUUAACCAAAACAAAUGGGGUGAGCGCGCUAUUGUUGUGAAUCACUCUGUAUAUACUUACAUACUUAUUGCUAUACACACUGAUACAGGAAUGUAGUGUACAGUGUCGGUUGUGCUCCGGAGCGCGAGAAUCGAGGAGCGGGCUCCGGAAGUCCCCCGCCGGCCACGACCCUGCGACCGCGUCGCGUACUGAUUAUUAUUCUGCGGUCUGUCUCGCGCUGACGGACUUUAAAACGGCGUCGGGUUCGAGCUCACAACGAAAUGAAAUCGCUUAAGCAAUUGACGAACGAGACCCGGCAGUCUUCUAGCCCAGUGUUUCUCAACUUCUUUUACUCACGUAACAUUUUGCAGGAAUUUGAACAUUUUGCGAAACCCCCGUUAUUUUUCCAUAGACUGAGUUUGGCCUACGGCGACGAAUCCCGUGGCCCGUUUCGGGCGUUCUCCUCGCGCGCAAUGAGUCGGCAAGAACGUCGGAUCGCGAUAACAAUGUCACUUACCGCGAGUAUACGGAGCGUCUCUGUAUGGGAUUUUGUCGAGUACUCCAGAUUUAUCGGCCCGCGGGAUCGAACCUUUUUGUUUUUUUUUUUCAACUAUUUAACCUUUUUUUCACCCAGGACGGAAUUUAUAUAAAAAAAAAAAAAGGUUACUGGGACGGGACUCGUACGCAGCCUCCGAAACAUAAUGUUAUUAACGCUGUAUAUUAAUUGAGUCCCAAUACCUGAACGGUGGAAAAAAUAAUGGUUCCGUGCACUUUCCGCCCGUGCGUUUUCCGCUCAACGCCUUUUUCGUGCUAUUUCCGUCCGUUGUCGUAUAAUCAUUACCUGCGCUAGGUGGACUAUCCGCUCGACAAUUUAAAAUUAACGUUAAGUAACGCGAAAUUAAUUUAUUAAAAUAGUAUUGUGUUGCGAGCAGGUACACAAUUGCUAACUUGUUGUUAUAACUUAACGGCUUACGAUUACCUUAUAUGCAUCGUUUAUAAUCGUCUAAUCUAAUUUAAUUUUUGAACAAACGAUAGAGUAAAUAAACAUUUUUUUUUUUUAAAUUUUCGACUUUUUGGGCAACGCCGUUUUUAUUUGUCUGAUACGUUGAUCUAAAUGUGUGUAUACCCCUUUUUGUUUCUUUUGCUGGUACGUACUCCAACCUCUAGCCUCCCGUCGAUGAUUCCGAUGCAUUGUGUUUGCUAUGAUAGAGAAUGUACACACGCGUAAAAUGACAGUGGAAAUAGUUUUUUGCUACUAUAAUACUGUUAAUUGCUAUAAUAUUACCAUAUCAUUUAUCAUUCGUUCAAAAAUCGGAACCGAACCUGUAAUAAUUUGACAAUUUUACCCGUUACGCGUGUGUUAUAAUUUUAAAUUAUCAACGAACGAACGGUCCACCACAUGAUAUAAUCUCGGCAAGUAAAGAUCACGAUAACGGGCGCGGAGAGCAUGUUGAGUGGAAAGUGCACGACACCCGUCCAGUGUGCGCACACGUACGACGUGUGCACAUUCGGCGCGCGCUGUAUAUACGAACGCGAAUAACGUUAACUCGACGGCGGCUUUUUUUAAUCGUCUCUCGGACCGGCCUUGAGGCGUCGUCGUUCGCCGCGGCCUAUUUACUGCGACUGCGUAAACAUCGCCAGUCACGACGACGACCCGCGAACCGGUCGGCCGAACCGAUUUCAGAUUUCGGUACUCGCGACAGUAGUGAACCGUCCGCCGUCCGCCGAAUUUCGCUCGCGUCCGCUGCAGCAAAAUAAGAGGAAAAAUAAUCGAAAUCGUUUUUCAACGGAGUCUGUGCGUACCGGGUCGACUCGUUUCCGUCGGAAUGUACCGGAGUACCGCGGACAAGAAGAGGUGCCCGAAACAUAUUAUUAACUUACCACCGGACCACGUCGCGAAACCGCCCGGCGACCGUUGUAUUGUCUAUGGUGCCGGUAUUUCCCGACCUUAUUUUUUUUUUACUCAACGCUAUUUUUAGAUUUUUAAAAACUCACGCCGCCCCGGCGCCCCCGAUAAAUUUAAUAAAUAAAAAAAAUUACUGUUUAUUUUUUAUAAUCGGCCAUUGAAUCAAAGUGAAAAAUAAAUAUUUUCUUCGCGUUUCGUUCUCGGACAUUUUAUUAUGAUAAUAAAACGUAUAACUAACGUACACGCACUCUAAAUAUUAUAACUUCGUGUAAUAAAUGCAAUAACCAUCGGAAGUAUCCGUAUGAAAAUGGGACCAAGACAGAGGCGUUCAAGGGGAUUUUUUAUUGGGGGGGAUAGGUAUGAAAAUGUACUAAAAGGAGCCGUGGGACCAGGUCCCUACUCACCUCUUUUUUUUUUUUUUUUACAUAAAAACUACAUACAUUAAAUUGCAACAAUAUUAUAUUUUUGUAUAUCAGUACUUGUAACAGGUGCAAACUUUUGGGAAAAAAAUUGAAUAUACUUUAAUUACUUCGUUUCAUUUUGAUCAAAAAUAAAAAAGGAAGACAGUCGUCAUUCGUCUGUAUACACUAUACAAAUCGCUAAAAACGAUUGAUAAACACAAAUAUGUCAUCACUUGGUGGAUGGUAUCGUGAGACUUAAUUUAUUGUUUACAUCAAUAUUAUAUUAGAUUACAGAUAUUACAGUUAUUAAUCUGUAACGGUGGUCUGUAGUCUGUUACUGUAUAGCAAUUGCAUAUUCGCAUGGAAAAUGAUAACGUGUCAAAAAAAUAUUUAUUUGUUUAAUUUUCAUUAAAGUAUUAAAUAUCACUUAUCAGUUAAUCAUGAAAGUCCAUCUUACGUAAAAAUGAAAAAGGCCAUGGGGAGGGAUCCAUUCCCCAUAUCCUCCUCCACCCGCCCCUGAGAACGCCUGUGGACUAAACGAAGCUUAUUGGCAUCGAUACGAUAAGAUAAAAUAUAUAUAUAUGUGUAUAUUAAUUACCAUUUCGCUGCUAUUGUCGUGUGUUAAAAAUUAUUAAAUUAAUUUUUUUUUUCGUACACAGAUAUACAUUUCAUUGCAAUGAGUUAUAUGAAUUUGCUAUUAGUGUUUUAAUAAUAGCAAAUUAUUUUUACGAUGAAAAUCACAGUACAAUCACCCCCCUUAGCGCCCCCUUUAGUAAAAAGCCUCCAAGGGGGCGGUACCGCCCACGUUAGGAAUCACUGGAUUCUUUACGGACAAUUUCUUGUAAAUUUGAUUUCGGCGAUUUUCAACCGUUGUCCGUAACGAAAUUUGCAAACGUUUUCGUCUUUAUCCCGGCGCUUUUAAACUCCCGAUUAUAGGGUUUUGAUCGAACCAGCUAAAAUCGAAUUCACUCGGAAUCUCCGUGUAUGUAAAUAAUUCAGUUGGUUCGUGCUGAUAGACAACAAUCGUCCCGUAUACCCGGACAGGUAUUUCAAUGCGAUUUCGUAUAGUUUGCAUGGUGGAUUUUUUUCCAACUCAUUAGCUCCUCGAGUGGAAAACGUGUUUUAGUAGAUUAAAAUUAGUACGGCGUGUUUCGACUUCAAAGUUUCCGACACUGCAUCGAAAUUCCAACGACGUAUCUGGCGAUUUUUCGUUUGUGUUUUUACAAAGCUCGGCAAUAACUAAUCAAUUUAUAAGUUACAAUUAUUUCGAUAACUUAAACUAAAAUAAUUUAUUUUAAUGAAAUUUCGGUUCUUUUAAAAAAAAGUCUUUUACGAAGGUUUUUGUGUAAAAAACCGUUUGCAUUUAUUUUUCGACGAAUGUAACGUAUGCUUAGUUUGUUAUGCGAAUAUCAUUGUCGCACAAUAAGACAAUAAAUAUGUGGCCUAGUUGAGCAAUUGUAAACAGGAGUAACUUUUAACUACUUAACUCGAGCAUUAUUAUUUUCGCAAAGUUAUGCUUCAAAACCGACUUUAUCCUAGCCAUGAGUUAUUUGUUAUUUUUGAGUGAUUUAAUUUGAAUCAGUUAAACAUAAGUAACUGUUAACCGGUUUACCGUGUACGACGAAAUGAUAAUACUAAUUCAAAUAAUGUUUUUCCCCUCCGCAGCACUCGCGAUGCCACGUACAACGAAGAGGAAGGCAGCGUCCGGAUGUUCCUGCGAGGACGUCCCAUCAACCUGUACGCGCCUACCGCCGAGAUCGCGACCUACGACAUCACCAAAGUGGCCACCGCUCCUUCGUCCCGGCUCAAAUUAGACUGGGUGUAUCCUUUGAUCGCAAAACGCCGCGGUUUAUUGCAACGCCGUGUAACAAAACAUCGUUUUUAUACGUCGGGAGGCUCAUUUUCGUUUCAUUUCCUCCGUAUAGGCGCAGCUAUUAUCUAAUGUUCUUGAAAUCAAAAAUUUUUAUCGAGACUUAUCUAAUUUCAAAACCGUAGUCAAAUAUUAUGGAUAGAUUGUUUGUUUUUCGCUCGGUUCUUCUUUCUACGUUGCUCCGACCUAAUUGGGGAAGCUCGAACUUUACCGGUUAUCGUAAGUACUGACAAGACCGUAGAACUGACAAUGAAUUUCGAAGGAGAUCCGAAAUUUGUUUGACAUACUUAUAUAGGCUAUAGCUGAUACACUAAUAUUUUUUUUUUUUACGUUUAAAUACGUACACCAUUCACCCGCCCCUGGUCAUGACCUUGGAUAGCGAUUCAAUUCGAGUAAUCUUUUUUUUUUUUUAAAAAAAUUGAAAAAUAGGGAAUACGAUCGCCACGUCGAACAUCCCCCCGCCCACCAUUCAACCGGAUCUGAAAUAAACCAUAAUAUUAUUAUAGAUCAACACUAGGUUUUUUAAAUUUUUAAACAUUUUCAAAGAAAACUUCUCAUAUUAUCGACCGUGUUUUUAUGGUUAUUUGUAUAUGCGAUUUUUCUUAUUAGGAUGAUUUAUUAUCCGCGGUUUUCAGAUCGUCUGUUCGACCGUUGCAUCGUCAGCUAUACAAAAGUGCAAACCGCGGUGAUUCGCUUAUCGUUCAUAUUAUAUUUUUAAUGCCCUCAGAUAACUUCAGAUCUUAAAAUAAUUGAAAAAAUAUCGAGACUAAUCAAUUUUUUUUUUCAACCGUUGUCAAAUGUAUUAUGAUAAUAGAUUGUGUUUUGCCCGGCUCUUCUUCUAUAUCGCUCCGGCAACGACCUCGCCUUUCCGUAUUUCGUGUUCGAUCCGAUUAAAUCAAACACACGCUAUCAUUUUUCGCGGCGCGUACACAAUUCGUUAUUUUUACAGAACUCUUUCGCAUACACCUACUCGGGCAAUCAAUAUUAAUUAAUACGAAUAUAAUAAAUCAUUUCUUCCGUGUUUGUCUUGUCCGUCGUGUUGGCGGGUUCCAACGAUUUACGAAAAUAUAACAACAAUUAUUAUGUUUCGCUGUAUCAACUCGUCGGAAGCCGAUGAAUUUCAAUAAUUCACGAUUAUAAUCCCGUUUAUAUUUUGUUACCCUCGGAGUUAUUAUAAUAUAUUUUUAAUGCCGAUUCAUUAAUCCGCUUCAGGUGAAAUCGAUUUCCCCGCCAUCAGACCCGCCAAAUCACCACCCGUUUGCGUGCCUUAAAACUGUAGUUAGCACGGGGAAUAAUCAUGAUUUUACGCGCUGAGUAUAUUAAAUCGGUUUGAUGGAAUAAUGUGCCUACCCCGAAUAUUAUUACGAUCUAUUAUUCAAACGGCAUUAUAUUAUUUUCUCUAGUUUUAAAUCCUUUCACUUUUUUUCACGAGCUGCACGAAUUAUGAAUAUGUUUUAACGACAUUUUAUGUAAUAACGCGCGUUAAAUAGCAAACGACUGAAAGUACCUAAUAGGCACUGAACAAUUAUUACAAUUUACACGAAACGUUCCUUAACCAAUCUCGCAAACAGUUACGGAUACAGAGGAAAAGACUGCCGUUCCAACUUGUACUUGUUGCCCACUGGCGAGAUGGUGUACUUCGUGGCCUCCGUGGCCGUGUUGUACAACGUCGAGGAACAAAGUCAAAGGCACUAUCUGGGUCACACCGACGAUAUCAAAUGGUAAAAAUAAACGAGGUUUUUUUUUAGAUGUAUCUAUCUGGGUAAUUUUCGGCCGCGUAUAAUAUUAUUAAAACGUUUCUGAGAGUAUAUAUAUAUAUAUAUAUGAAGCGUGGCUCUGUACAACUGAGGAAAUUUGGACAAUCGCUACAGAAGAUAAAACAAUAAUAGAGGCUUUCGAAAUGUGUUGUGGUCGAAAAACUCGUAAGGUUAAAUGGAUAGAAAGAAUAUCAAACGAAGAGGUAUUGAACAGAAUAAAGGAAUAGCGAGAACUUCGGCAUAAUAUACAAAUCGAUAGGCACCAAAUGAUAAGGCAUCUAUUGCGUCACGAUUUCUUAACGAAAUGUGACGAUAAUGGUCGUAUUACAAGAGAAAGGCCGGGGGUAGAGUAUAUGAAACUAAUCAUGAUAGACGUGAAUAAAGAUGGUUACAAGGAGUGACGGAAAAUUGAAACACGAAAGAGAAGCAUGUAAACUGCAACAAACCGUUUCGAAACGGUUGAUGACGAGAAAUAGAUAAAAACAAUCAUAAUAAUAUUAUCAUCGCUGUGCCGUACUCCGACUUAAUUAUAGACUUUUGAGUUAAUGUUCAAAUUAAUAUUAUUAUAAUUUCGUGAUGCUUGUUUUCAGCCUGACCAUUCAUCCCAACAAGCUGUUGGUAGCCACGGGCCAGACGGCCGGGCACGAUAAUCGCGAAGGAAAGGUAAACGAUUUUCCAUAGUUUAGUCGUAAUUAUAAUCUGGAGAUUUAAUGUCAUUGAAUUUUAUUUUGUUUUUUCAGCCCCACAUUCGCGUGUGGAAUUCGGUGAGUUUGGCAACGGUGGUCGUCCUGGGAUUGGGCGAAUUCGAACGUUCCAUAAGUUGCUUGUCGUUUUCCAAAGCGGUACGUACCGUUAUAAACUUUAUUGACUUAAUAUUAUUGUUAUUACCUAUAUUUGGAGUAUUCCGGUUGGAUUGAACCGUUUAUUAUGCCGAUUACAGGACGGCGGUAGUCUAUUGUGCGCGAUCGACGAAGGAAACGACCAUAACAUAUCCGUGUGGGACUGGCAAAAGAACGAAAAGGGUCACAAGAUCACCGAGACCAAGGUAAGCGGAUAAAAUAUUCGUCCGUUAUAAAAUCGUCUAAACACUGUUGAUCGAAAACCCGUAUACAACUGAUAUUAAUCUAUAUAAUAUUAUAUUCGUCAGUGUUCGAUGGACACGGUGGUGGCCGCCGAAUUCCAUCCGCUGGAACGAAACCAGAUCGUCACUUGCGGCAAGGGUCACAUCAGUUUCUGGACGCUAGACGCCGGCGGCACCCUGUACAAACGCAAUGGAAUAUUCGAGACCACCCGCGACCGUCCGAAAUACGUAACGUGCUUGGCUUUCACCCAGAACGGAGACAUUCUGUCUGGAGACUCGAACGGAUCCGUCGUCAUUUGGGGACGUGGUUAGUAAUGGAGGGACGAGGCUAAGUCCGAGGACUGGCCGAAGAGGAUUUCUUUACACCAAUACUUAUUUUCUUUGUCUGUCCCAAAAGUAUUUUGUACUUCAACGACUGAAACUGUCCAGUUGAGUUUAGGACAAAGGGACCUAUUAUAGAUUUAGUAAACCUUUAUGUUUCGACCUAAUGAUUUUUUAAUAAUAUUUUCGUUUUUUAACAAGAUACGACGGUUUUAAUUCUUCCCAGAUUUAACCAUUAAAUAACUUGUUCAAAAGUACAAAUAUUAAAAAAAAAUCAUACAGCCAAAUCAUAUUAAAUACCUACUUUCCUUUAUAAAAUAUACAAUACGUAACUUCACCUUGAACAUAAACUAGAGAGUCGUAAUCAUGGAAAUGUUGAAUGCUUUUGUUGUGCUACUAACGAAACAAACAUUGAAAACAAAUAUUGGUCUAGUGGCUUUUGAAUACAUACGUUUACCUUUCGAGAUCGUUUUUCAAAUGAAACAAUAUUUAUCAAUGUCGAUUUCAAUUUUUACGAAUAAUAUGUCGUCCUUGCAGUUUCACCAUAAUUAUCCUCUGCUCAAAGACCAGAAUUUUUAUUUUUCAUUAUUAUCAUCACAAUCACAUUUUAUAUUAUGUUGACAUUUUUAAGUUGAAAGAAACCGAUUGAUUAUGCAAUUUUUUAUUAUUCAUUUAAUUUCUCAUUCAAAAGUUAUUGAAAGAAUAAAAACUAAAUUAGAAGGAUUUUUAUAGCUCUUCUCUAGUCACCGCGAGACCGUAUAUCAUAUUUAGUUUGUAAAUGAAAAGACUGAAAUCAGAACAAUAAGUUCCAAAACUCGAAUUUUUCAGAAAAUCAGAAUUUCUGAAAAAGAGGUUGUUUCCUGUAUAAUGAAGAAAUCCAAAUUUAAUUUUUUUUUUGCAAUUUAGGCUAAAAAAAAAUUUAAACAAAAAUCAAAAUUACCACUAUAAGUUAAACGUUUUAGUCGUUAUUUGUAUUUUUUUUGUGCAUAUUAUGCUUUUUGACUCUACAAAACGUGAGAUUUUAAAAAUGGUUUAAAUGAAAUAUAUUUUCAUAAUAUGGAUCUUGUGAAUUUUGACAUGAUGGGUUCAGUAUUAAAACUCAAAUGAUCAGUAUCAAAAGUUAAAUAUCAAAAUUCACAUAACACAAAAGAACUUGUUAGUUUUGAUAUGUUGUUCUUGUGCGUGUUGAAACUAUUUGAUUACAUAAUUGAAUUAGUCUUCAGAAAUCCUAUAAAGCAGUCUUACUAACUCAUUUUCCCUUUUUUUUCGGAACUCGUGCGUUUCUAUUCAAGCCUCUAAACGUGUUAUUUUCGUUUUAGGCACGAACAACAUCACCAAAGUAGCGAGAAAUGUUCACGAAGGAUCAGUGUUCUCAAUCUGUGCCUUAAAGGAGGGCAGUAUUAUUACCGGGGGUGGUAAAGACGGUAAGCUGAUCCAGUUCGACACUUCGAUGCAUCCCACCGGAUACGAAGCACGAGUAAGAACCCGUAUACUAAAUCAAAAUAAUAUUUUCAUGUAGACAAUUAUUGUAAAAUGUUUUGGUUGUUACAUUGGAAAUAAAAAAGUUCAAAAAUAUUACACUGGACCAUAGGAAAGAACCAGAGGUUUAUAUAUUACUUAUCGGGCAGUGUUCUUAGGAAUUGUUUAAAUAAUUUGAAUACUUGUAUAUUUUUAUUCAAUCAUACAAAAUUGUAGUUAUUUUGCAUCUGAACCAUAAGCUAAUUUACUAAUAGGUAGUAUAUAUUAUUUUAUUAUACAUAACUGUAAACGAUAAAAACAAUUAUUUCAACCUCAGCUUGGCAUGACUCCUAGGGCAAAUGUUAAGUGAUAGGUAGUAAUUGAUAUUUUUUUCAAGUCUGCACUUAAAUAAUAACUAGGGAACCUAUAUAUUUUCUUAACAUUGUAGGUAGUUUAAAUAUAGGUAAUAUUUUAUUCAAUAAUUAUAAAUUGUUGUUUAAUUGUAUUACUUGUAUUCAAAAAAAAAAUAAAUAAAUUCUCUAAGAACAACUAAAAAUGUAAAAAUGACUGAUAAAUUCAAUUUAAUGUAACAAAAUUAAUAUUAUUUUAUCGAAUUAUAGGUAGCUGAACAUUUGGGCGGAAUUCGUACUGUAUCUGAAGGCCGAGGAUCACAAUUGCUUGUUGGCUCUACACGUAAUUGUAUCUUAAUUGGUUCAUUGUCAAUGGGCUUUAGCCCGGCCAUAUUAGGCCACACUGAUGAAUUGUGGGCGUUGUGUCCACAUCCAACAUUGGCCCAGUUUCUUACGGCAGGUUUCGAUCGUAUAGUUCAACUCUGGGACUCACUGUCUCAUUCAGUUGUCUGGAGCAAAGAUAUUUCUGUGAGUACCUGUCAUUAAUUUUAUUGUACAUAUUUGUAUUAAAUCAAUUUGUAUACAUUAAUUACUCUCUAUCUAUAUAGGAACAAGCACAAUCAGCAGCCUUCUCUAGUGAUGGUCGAAUAAUUAUUGUUGGUUGCGUGUCUGGCAAAUGGAUGGUAAUGAAUUCCGAAACUCGAGAAAUCUAUUCCACUCACAUUGACGGAAAUGAGCCGAUACAGGUAUGCAUGUAUAUUCGAAUAAUAGCAAAUAAGGAACAAUUAUAUUUUGUUAUGAGUUUAUGACUAUUGAUAUUGUUUUUGUUCCAUGUAGGUGGUGAAAUUCUCACCAGACGGUACGCUGCUUGCUUUGGGCUCCAGGGAUAAUUUCAUCUACAUAUAUCAAGUCACUGAUGGCGCUAGACAUUACACUCGCUUGGGUCGUUGCACUGUAAGUCAAUCAAUCUAAAAAUUUUUUACUGUUGCAGUGCAUCUGAAUCUAACAUUAUUAUUGUUAAUAAUAUUUAUACUUACUGUUAAUUUUGACAUAAUUAACUUUUGUUGGACUAAUUAAAAAUUUAGUGUUGGGAAGAUAAACGACGCAGAAGAAGUAGCACUGGUGCUAUUAUUGACAAGAUGUCGGUAGGUUUAGGUUGUCGCCUGUAGAGCUGAGUUGCAUGUAGACAAAAUAUUUUGUGUAGAGAUUAAAAUACCUAUGUACAGCAAAGGUAUUGCAAAAUAUUGUUGUAAUAGUGUGGUAAUUAAUCGCAUUUGUGUAUUUUUUUUUUUGUUUUGUUUUAAAUUUAAAAAAAAAUGCUUUAAAAUAUUUAUCAUAAUAAUCCAAAAUCAUUUAUAUUAUACUUCAUAACCUCUAGCAUUGCCAAUCGGAGUUAUUUACUAAUACAGUUUUUCUCAUAGGUAUUUUAUUGGUUUAUUUGUAUGUAAUUAUAAAUAAUAAUUUGAUUGACUGCUGACAAUAUAGGGUCAAGUUAUUAUUGCUUUUUAAUAAAUUAUUUGUUAUUCAUUAAAAUAUUAUUAGAACCAUUUGUUUCUGCUAACUUUUUAAAAAAUGGAAAUAAAAAUAUAUUAUAUGUGUUGGUACUUCAAUGUACAUAAUAGUAUAUUUUAUAGUUAUGACAAAUUCAAAUCAAAUUUAAUUUAUAAUAUUUGUAUUUAACCAGGGACAUUCAAGCUUUAUCACACAUAUUGAUUGGUCAAAAGAUAAUGAAUACUUACGCAGUAACUCUGGGGAUUACGAAUUGUUGUACUGUAAGUAAAAUUUAAAAAAAAAAUCUAACAAACUAUAAUUGCAAUUUUAUUUGGUUUUUUUUCUUUUUUAUAGGGAAAGUAAAAGUUUGCCGUCAAGUGCCUCAUAGCACUCAACUCAGAGACACUGUUUGGGCAUCCAAUUCGUGCGUUUUAACGUUUUCCACCAUCGGAAUAUGGCCCGAAGGUGCUGAUGGCACCGAUGUUAAUGCUUGUGAGCGGUCUAAUGGAUCCAAAGUAAUGGCCACAGGUGACGAUUUUGGAAAAGUGAAACUCUAUUCUUAUCCGGUCAAGCAACCAAAGGUAUAUAAAGCAUAAUAGUUAAUCAACAACAAUUUUUUUUCAGUUGAAUAAAGUAAUAAUUAUUUUUUAGUUCAAUGAUUUAUUAACUUUAUACUAAAAAACACAUUAUUUUAUUUUUCUUCAAUAAAGACUAGGUACUGGUAAUUUCUCAAUGUAGGAAGCCAAAAAAAAAAAAUCAUUCAAUUUACUUUUUUACAUUUGAAAAUAUACUAUACUUGGUCAAUAAAAUGUGAAGCUAUAAACUGUAUGCACCAUAAUUAAGUAACUCAUAAUAAUUAUACAUAAAUAAAAAAUUAAUUAAUAAAUGCGUCGCCUGGAGUAUUAUGAUAAGUGUAUUAUGCGACCAGUUUUGAAUUAAAAACAUCAUCAGGUAUAUCAAAGUCAAAAUGUAAAAAGCAACUGAAUAUAAAAAAAAUAAAAUAAAGGAAUACCUAGAAAAAAUAAUUGCUCGUUUUAUUUAAAAAUUAUUUUUCUUCAUUUCAUUGUAUAUAUGUAAUUCUUCUAAAACUGAAUCAAUGUAAAUGUUAUUUUCCGUAUUUAAUAUUUCUAAGUCUGCAUUAAUAUCAAAGUCUAUAUUAUGGUUAUUUUCUAAAACACGUUUAGCGCAAUUUGAAUUAAGGGCAGUCUUUUUAAAUUUUAUUUCAGAAAUGUGUUCUUUAUAACUUAUUUUAAGAUGUCUGUUUGUCUUAUCUAUAUACAAUUUAUUACAGUUACAUUUAAGUUUAUAUAUUAUACCGGCAUUUUCUAAAGAAGGAGGACUUUUGUGAAGUUAUUUUAGUUCUAUUGUAUGUAUUAUGUUUGAUUGAAUUAUUAUUAGUCCUAAAGCAAUUUUUACACUAUUUGUAUUAUUGUUCAGAAUUUUAGCAAAUUCGUUAGACAUAUUAUUUUGAUAUUUCAUACUACUUUAUAUACUUUAUACUACUUUAUUUUUGAUAUUUCAUAAUGUUAACAACAUUAUUUGGUGAGUUGUGUAUUAUUUUUUCUUUAUCAUGUUUAUGAAUUUUUUUAAUAGUAUUUAAAUUGAAAUUAUUUCUAUGGGCUAUAUUAUAGAUAAUAUUGAGCUGAUAAUUGUGUUUAUUUAAUGGAAUACAUUCAAAUGUAUAAACGUAUAGAAUAUUGAUUUAAAAAUGAUAUUUUUUAAGAAUAAGGGUGAUUAGAAUCAUGUGGUAUUAUAGUAUCAGUCUGUGUAUGUUUUCUGUAAAUACUAAAAUCAAAUUCAUUCUUUAUUAUGAAAACUGUAAGAUCUAAGAAAUUAAACUUAUUAUUUAUUUGUAUUUCAAGUGUAAAUUGAAUGUUUUUAUUUAUUUUGUUUAAGUAGUUAACUAAAUUGUCUGCUUGCCUAUUUUGAACCUCUAAAUAAAAUAAAAGUGUCAUCAACAUAUCUAUAAUAUGCUUUUAUAUAUAGACUGUAUAUAUUGUUGUUAAUAAUAUUAUUUGUUUCAUAAUUUCACAUGUAAAUUUCAGAUAAAAGAGCACUUAAAUAACUACCCAUAUCUAAACCUUCUUUUUGCGAAUAUAAUUUGUUAUUAUACUGGAAAUAGUUUUGAUUGAAUAAUUUUUUGUACUUCGUUUAUACUAUAUACCCAUUACUAUAUAAGUUUAUUUUUUAAAAAAUUGACUGUUUCGUGUUUAGGAAUGGAUGUGUAUAUAUUUUUGACUUCAAGAGAAAUCAUUUUGUAACUUGGCUCAAUAUUAAUUUUAUUAAUUUUAUCAAUAAAAUCAUAAGUGUUUUUUAUAGAAGUAUUCAUGUUUAAUUUUUCGUUUAUGAGAGUUUAAAUAUUUAGCAAGGUUAUAAGCUGGAGUAGUUUUGAAGUUAAUUAAUGGAUGAAUCAUAUUAUCUUGUUUAUGUAAUUUGAUAAAUAGAUGUAAGUGUGGAGCCUCUAUUUUGUAAUCAGAUUUUAAUAAUAUUUUCUUUUAGACUUUAGGUAUCAUUUCUUUCGAAUUUGUUAUCAGUUUAAUAAUUUGUUUAGUGUAAACUAUAGUUGGGUCAUAUGAUAAUUUUUGAAUAUUAUUAUUAUUUAUAUAAUCUGAAGUUUUUUUUAUGAAUUUCAUUAGUGUAAAUGAUAACAAUAGCAUUAGAUUUAUCUAUCGGAACUAUUUCUGAAUUAUUUUGUUUUAAUAUUUUAUCAGGCUUAUUUUCGUAGUUUUUAUUGAUUUUGAUUUAGACAUUUUGUAAGAUUUAUUACAGAUUCACAUUGUAUUAAUUGUUUUUUUUAAUUAAAAACGAGUAUUAACUAUUAACCAUUUUAAUAACUUUGUUUUUACUUUAUUAUUUCAUUAUUCAUAAUAAUUCAUGUCUUUUUCUUCAAAUCCCACAAAUAUAUUCAAAUAGUGCAGUUAUAUUAAAAAAAAUUACUUUUAAAAAUGCAAUAUAUUGAGAUGUAAUUUGUGUGAUUGAAUAAUUUACCAAAAUGUUUUGUUUUUAUUGUUUGUCCACAGUCACUUUGUCACGCAUAUGGAGGUCACAGCAGCCAUGUGACAAAUGUGACUUUCUUGCACGACGACUCCAGACUGAUAUCUAUUGGCGGCAAAGACACCAGCGUUUUACAAUGGGAAAUUAUAUAAGCGGGUGAUAGUUGAAAUCGCUGCGUAUUAUUUUUAUAAUAUUAUUGUCAUUAUCGUUCAAAAUUUAAUUCUUCACCAUUAUAUUAUAUGAUAUAUAAACAAAAAAUUAUUGGAUCCAUAAUUUAUUAUUAUUGUUUAGCAUAUUUUAAUAAUAUUCCCUGUAGGACAGACACCAAAGUCCAAAGUAAAUGUGUUGAGCUACUCGUGUUCUAUAUUAUUUUUAUUAUAAUACACAUAUUUAUAUGAUUAUCAAUCAUUUUUAAUGUAUGUUCACAGUACACAUAAUAUUAUAAUUACUAUUAUUACUAUUAUUAUUAUUAUUAUUAUUAUUAUUAUUAUUAUUAUUAUUAUUCGUAAAAUUAUACUUUAUUAUCACUCGUUUUUUUUUUUGUCGAAUCGUACUAAUUAUUAAAAU
Molecule: messenger RNA, 84455 nt
Organism: Cinara cedri
Lineage: Eukaryota; Metazoa; Arthropoda; Insecta; Hemiptera; Aphididae
Source: the annotation of a GenBank genome assembly